AUGAAUGGGAAACCAGGAAAGAGAAUAACAUUCGAAAUGUAAAUUAAAAAUAUCCAAAAUAAAUAUUAAAUUAGAACUAGUUGUAUUGGUUCACAGCCUAUGAACUGAAAUCUCAAGCCUAAGACUGCUGGGUUCAAGGUUUCUUCUCAUAGUGUAGUAAAGAAGCUCAACUAUCUUAGAGAAAUACCCAAACAGCAAUGCAGCUUCCAACCUCUAUUUUCAAAGUAUACACCAUUUUUCAUUAAUUUGAACAAUGUCCAAGAAAAUAAUUGUGAGGGAGAGAGAUGAAUGUGAACACAUGGUUUCAGAGAUUUUAGUUCAUGGUCCACCAAUACCAUCACUUUGAACCUAUGACGCAGGAGGAUACUGGGCAGAAAAUCUGUGGUGAAAUAAACCUAUUCAUUUCAUGAUGUCUGGGACAUAAAAGGUAUAACCACAAGGCUUAACUUCCUUUCACGUGGCUUCACUUCCUCAUGGUUCCACCGCUCUCCCCGUAGCAUCUUAGCCUAAUGACUUGGCCUUCAGUUUAUGGGACCUUUGGGGACAGUAAGAAAAAGAAAAGCAAAGCCUACAGAGAGGAAGAAUGUAAUCACUCGUGAGUCAGUUCAUAACUGUCUUGGGACACAUCACCUAUGAAUAUCGUUUCUCUAUAGUCAUUUAUUUAAAAUUCACACACAAAUUUGCUUUUCUUAUUGACAGAUCUGAAAUGCAAGGAUGUGUCUUAACUAGUUUUAUUUUAAUUUUUUAAAAAUUGACUUACUUUCCAUGUGUACAUUUCACAUUUGCCUACCAAAAUCUUUAAAUGCAAAUUGACAAAUUUCUGGAUCUUUUGGUGAUUGACUUUGAAGACAGAGAAUUUCAGGAAAAUUCUAGAACUAUCAAAGUUGAUGUGUGGCCCUCUUAAAGUCAUCACAUGGUAACUAAGCUAUGAAAAACAUAGGUUUCAUGUGAGAGAAAGGCGUCAGCUGGGAGAGCGGCUGGUGAUAACGAGCUCAUAUAGUUUUAAUAAAGAUUUUUAACAAACAAAUCAACUAACAACAAGCAAAAUGAAUAAUCUAAGAUUCCAAUGUAGCUGAACAGAAUGAGGAGGGAUGCUUUUGUUUUGCUAGGAACUUGGAAAGACAGAGAUAACAAUCUGCUUUCAUCUAGAAAUUCUAUUUGGGAUUUCUUUAUCAGAGAGUAGGAAUUUUCACUUUUUAAGCAAAUACUGUCAUUCUCAAAGGAAGAUAGACUCAUAAAAUUAAAAACCUGUUACAUUGCCUGGCUGUUUUGUGGUGGCAGUGCCAUUUAUUGUUCCCAAUGCAAUCGAGAAGGAAAUGCAAUUUAUUGCAGUGGUUCAGCCAUAUCAUAAUGAAAUAUUAUUACUACCCUAUCAUCAACUGUAGGCAUCAUGUGUAGCUGUCUGAAUUCCUAAAAGAUCAUUACAGCUGGGAUAUCAGGAUAUUUUUCUGUGAACUUUAUUAGUAUAAAAUCCAAUGAAAGCUUUUGGUAAAUAUAUCCUGGAUAUCACUAACAUUUUCAUUAAAAAUUGUUGAUUAACUAAUCUGUUCUUCAGCCAGAUGUUUGAUCAGUAUGUGGCUUUCUUAGCAACACUAAUAGACUUCACUAGUUAUAUCUAAAUGAGUAUAUGGGAAUGGCGAGAUGGCCUCCCAACCUAAGGACCAGAGUUCAAUCUCUGAACUCUUAUAGUGGAGGGAGAAAGCUAACUGCUAAAGGUGGUCCUCUGACUUACACAGCAAUGACAAAACAUUCAUGUACCCAUACAUGUAAUCAGACACAGUCAAAGGCAAUAAGCAAUUUAAAAUACAAGAAGAAACAGAUACAUUUCUUUACCCAGCCUGAUUAACUGAGCAGCUGAUGUGCUCCAAAUAAAUACAUUGUGGCAUCUUCUCUGAGUUUCUGGACAGAUGCUUCUGAUGGAUAUCAGCUCCUGGAAUGGGAAAGACCAUGGGUUCAGAACUCAAUACCAUUAAAAUUUCUAUCAGUUCCCAUUAAUUAAUUCUAGGAAAGAACAGAUAAUGAACUAAUGGUGAAGCCCACAUUAUUAAUUAAAGGCUAGAGUAUAGGAGGAGGUUGGGUAGAGAGAUAAUGGCAAGUGUGUCAGAGAUUGUGUGUGUGUGUGUGUGUGUGUGUCUGUCUGUCUAUCUGUCUGUCUAUGUACACAUGUGUGGAAGUCAGAGGACAACCUUUAGGCAUGGCUUCCUGUCUUGCACCCUGCUUGUGCAAGGACCUUACAUUUCUAUAUCCCAAGGCUGGCUGGUUCUGUGGCUUCUGGAGCGUCUUCACCUUUUUCAGUACCUACUGGGAUUAUACAUACCUAUGUUACUGCAUUUGGCUUCUCUGUGGGUUUGGGGCAUCCACACUCAGAUUGGCAGACUUGUGAGGCGAGCACUUUCCCUACUGAGCCAUCUCUCCAGCACAUAAUUUUAAGGUACCUAGAAGUUGGUUCCUUUCCAUAGUGCCAGAUCUGGAGAAAAUGAUUGAGAGAGUUAAGAAAAACAACAGAAAAGCAAAUAACUGCCUGUUGGAUGCUUGUGAGAUGAUUGCUUUGGGGGGAUAAAAUUCCUUGCCAUAUGCAAAGUGAGAAGUCUCUAGAAGGUGACACCUUUCUGUAUUGUUCACUACUAUAUCACCAGUACCAUGUGGCUGAGUGACACGAGGCUAAGCAGUGGCUUUGAAGUCUCUGCCAGUGUCCUGCUGGCUGUCUGGAUGCAAGUGAGAUGAUGCAGGAGAGUGCUUGAGAGUGAACCUCAAAGCUGUCCUAGAACAAUCCCCAGCCGGAGAGCAUCAAAGUGGCAUUAAAGUCUAUUCCCAGAUGCCUUAGGUCUCAGUAUCUGUUUUAGUAUUUCACAAAGUCUUGAUUCUUCUGCAACCAUUUUCCUUGGUAGCACCUGUAGAGAACAACAGAGAUUAACCUUGAGACUGAAGACACAUGUAGGUUCCAACCAAACCCAAGGGAAGUAUUAAUGCAGAAAAAUGGAUGAGAGGUGUUUUAGAAGCCUUAGACAUCAGUGCCAUUUCAGCUCAAGCACUCACUUCUUAUUUGAUGUUUAUCUAUUGGAAAUAUCUUAAACCUAUUCUUUAAAGACCAGAUGGGCUAGCUCUCCUGUGCCCAUGCAGUCAGGGACAGCCUUAUUGUGCUGCUGAGGAAAUUCAUGAAGGAUCAAUAAAAAAAACAAAAGGAGGAUCAAAUGGAAGUCCACUCCAUAUGUGUUUAUUCAUUUCUCAUGAAUUGCUCUCUUUUGUUGGUGAAUCUCUAAGACCACACCUCCAUGGGAUCUCCAAGAUUUGAAACAUUGUACAUGCUGAGUUCCCAAUUCUAAACCUUACUUCGACCAGGGAGUCUUUAGUGUUGUAUCCUUUAAAAGGUGGCCUUUGGCAUAAGGCCUCUCCUGUUCUAUUUCGUAAUAUCACACUGAGGUGAUUGUUCCCAAAACCACUUGAAGAAGCAAGCACUUAAAGCUCCCAGAGUCUGACCAAGUUGAAUGAUUUAUGAGAUUGGCUCUUAAGGAAAUUUAUUUCAAUUUACUUAGUGGAAUAUUCUUUUCUCUUCACCCCCUAGUUUUCUAGAAUUUCUGCUUGUGUGAAAAUCCUUAUAGAUGAUGUUUGAAAGCCUUGCCACAUGCUGCUAUUCCCAAAUUGAUUGUGGAUCUUGGAACAAGUAUAACAUACCAGGAACUUAACCACAGCUCCAGUUGAGUUUUGCUAAGUCACAUACAUUUCUGAAAAACAGAUAAUCAGCAAUGAGCUUCUAAAUGCCUCCAGAAAGGCAAAUGCUUAGAACAAAACUGAAACCUUCUAAUUGCAACAGCACAUUUUAUGGUCAAUAAAGUAUUCAAUAUGCUAUGCAGCAGGAGUAUUCCAAGUGAGAGUCAAAUAAAAAUAACUGUGUUUGUCAUGUAGCAUAAUGAGAAGUUUCUCUGCUCAGCAAAAGAUAACCCCACCACCACCCCCCACUAAAUACCCUUUCCCACUUGGCAUAUUUGAUGGAUUGCUCACACAAAGAGACUGUGGGGUAAGUCUAGCUAAAAUAGAGGAACCUAAACAAAUCUCUGUCAGGAAACCAGAAAGAAAGUUUGCGCCUCAACUUAAUUGGCUUGUGAUUACUUACUGAGAUCUAAGUCGAUUGUGCUCCCAUGCUCUGAAGACUGCUAUUUUUCUUCCCUGGAGGGAACAGAAUAUCUCUGAUUCUUUCCUCAGUUUCUCCUUCAGUACAUUCCAAGAACCCAGCCCUUCCCCUGUUUCUGAAUUGCAAUGCUUGCCCUACUCAGUAUUGAUUCUUUCACAAAUUUAAAAAUAAAAUACCAAAAUAUGGAUGAUUGUAAACAAAGCUUUGUGCAGUUUCAGACAAUCGAAUGCCUAGCAUCCGAGGGUGCUAGCAGCAGUCCAAUGUCCUUCACUUGAUCUGGAUUUUGAAGGAGGUGCAUACAUGGAGGCCAGAGGUCAACAUUGGGAAUACUUACAUGCCAUUUUCUACCUCAUUGUUUUAGCAAUAGAGUCUCUCCCUGAACCUAGAGCUCACUAGUAAGUUGACUUAACUGACCAGGAAACCUCCAGGGUCUGCCUGUUUAGAUUCCUGCAAUGCUGACCUUAGAGACAUACACCCACCUUUUACAUAGGAGCUGGACUUCAGAACUCAGAUCCAUAUGCCCACGCAGGAAGUCCUUUACCCACUGAACCAUCUCUCUCGACUCUUUUAAGACUUAAUUCUCAUUUCCCUGGUUAUUCUUUCCUUUUUCUUUUUUUCCUAGCCAUAUGUUCAGCAGCCCCAACUGUGAUUUCAUAUGAAUUUAAAUAGAUCUGGGCAUUUCUGUUAUAUUUAUAAACUUGGACACAUUACCUGGCAAGCGCGGUGUCUUUUUCUUGAGAUAAGGAAAUCAAUACACUUAGUUUUCCCUCAAGCAUCUUCUUAAGGAUUUAAAAACACAAACAAAACAAAGUAACAAGCAUAGUUAAUUUCAUGCACCGUUUACUGAGCUUUAGCAGUUGUUAGCAAUUUGCCAAUCUUAUCUAUUAAUGGAAAGGACCUUGUUUAAAACAGCUGCUAGGCAUAAUACUAAUUCCCUGAUAAUUCUUAAGGAUCCAUCUCCAUAUGAUAAGAACAAAUAUAUACAUAAAACUCAUGCUGUUACUACAUUAAGCACUGUCCAUCACUCUUUUUAGAUACAAGUCACUAUUUAAAUUAUGUAUCUAUAGUCAUACUUCAUUUGGCUGUCAUGUUUUCUGAGUCUCACUCAACAUACAACACAUGUUUCCUCCUUUUCUGUGGGUUUCUGGUUUGUUUAAGAAACAGCUGUUUACCUUGCACGGUGUUAUAAAUCCUGGCUUAGUACUUGUUCCCUCUAGGUGUCUAUACCUAGAAAUAGUCUGCCUACUGCUAUCACAGAGGGCCCAUUCAAAGAAGUUACUUUCAUUCUUGCAAGGCCUAGGGAAUCAACCAAGCAUAUUAGUGAUGUGAGAAAAUGAUUCCUCUGUGUUUCCCGUACAAGGAAGAAAUGCUCUCUGGGGUUUACUUUUGCAUAAAACUAUUCCCCCCACAGGAACACUAAGUUAUGUGGAAACCCUUGUUUGCAUGAAUGUUUAGAUGAAUCCACUUAACUACAGGUCUUAUAUGUUGGUAUUUGGAUUAGAGGGCCAGAGAUAGUUUUGUCCUGUCCAUCAGCCGUCUCCAUCUUGUUCCUUGACUGUACAGUCUUCUUUUUUAUUUCAAAAUCAAUUUUGAACACUUGAAAAAACACAGAUGAAGAGGCCAGUAGAUCAUUUGCCUUCUUAGUGUAGUCUAAUUCUCAGGGAAGUCUCGCCAAAAUUAUACUUGUUCCCUACAGGUUCCCAUGAGAGACAAGAACCAGGUGUGUAAAGCAUGCCGGUCACGUAAUACUUGGCUCUGGUUCCUAGGAAAUGGCGGCUUCUGUUUUCAUUCAAAACAUUGCAAUACUCCAUUGAUUUAAUAGUCAGAUCAUCAUUGAACUCAAUGACUGGAUUAUGACUGCCAAAUAGGCAUCAGUGCUGAGGGGAAAGGAGAGAGUGUCUUGGGGAACUAGAAAUAUUAACUUUACCUCCUAUCAGAGUAAUAAAAAUCUUUUGGGUCAGAAAUCACAAAGAAUAGUCUACUCUUUACAUUAGCUUCUUUGACCUUUGUUCCCCACUUGGUUGUAGCAUGCCACCCUGAAUUGUAUAUGGGACACCAAAAAUCCCUUGGACAUACCUGUGAAGUGACUUCUGAGUUCUACUUGCCUACCGUAUUAAUGCAUUGGGUAUUCUAUGGUGAGUCAACAGAAUUUCUGUGCUGGUAAGAGCAUGGCUGCAUAAGGGGAGAUGUGACACAGUUCUUGCCUCUGGAGUACUGCCAGGCUGUUGAUCCCUGUAUGUGCUGAUGGUUGCUGUUGCCCUGAAACUUCUCUGUUGUUUCAAUCUUUUUUCAUGGGAAUAUACUUCCCCUGUUGCAUAGAACUAAUCACUCCAUAAUAAUAAACAAAAAGAUACAGUUCUCAGGAACGAGGAAUGGUGGCAGUCAUGAGGCUGUGGAAGAAAAGGAACAGACCUCUGUUUGGCCUUUAGGGCCAUGGGAAAGCAUUUACAUAACAUAACCACAGAGGGCAGAAAUGCCUACAUGGUCCUUUGUAGAAAUUGUUCAUUGUAAGACUUGGCCUUGAAUUUGGACUUGUGAAGAGACACAUGUAUGCUCCAGCCAAUGACAGAUACGUUAAUUAGCCAGGGUGAACUUUGGUAUAUCAAGAAUAUAGAGUUAAAAUCAUCUCAGGAAGAAAAGGUAUGGAUAGGAAAUGAAGGAAUCUAUAAAAAAACAAGCAAAUGAUUCUUUUCCUGGGGAAUAUAUUUCUGUCCCUGUGCAGAGCUAAUCACUCCAUAAUAAAUGGAAGAGAUACAGUUCUCAGGAGUGAGGAACAGCAGCAGUCAUGAGGCUGUGGAGGACAAGGAACAGACUUCUGUUUAGCCUUUAUCUUAUAUAAGGAAGGUUUGUAUAUGAUCUAGAAAUAAAUAGUCUUAGAAGGACAGUAUAUGAGUCCAUAGAAUUGCUAGGGUAAGAAGCAAAAAUUAGAGAAUUAAAAGAUGAUAUACAAGCAAAUAAAAAGUUAGUUCUUUAUUCUCCUAGCUAUGUGAAGGAUAACAGUACCUACUUUACUUGCAUAAAAUUUAAAAUUUGUGGCAAGCUUUUGCUUAUGAGGAACUUCACAUUAUACAAGAUAAAUUCAUGAAUACUGGUUCAUUGUUUUAACCUCAACCAUUGUUGUUCCAACCAUUUUGUGCUCAAUAAUCAGUAAAGCAACACUUAAAAAAUUUGUUGAAUGCUAUAAAGUAGAAAGUAUGAUUUCAUUCUAUUUAUUCUUUUUUAAUAUUUUCAGAUUCAUGAUGCUUAGAAAGCCCAAUUAGGCUGAAAGACAGAGAGUCUAAACCUCCAUCUGGGACCAAGACAUUCAGAUUUUAUGUAUGAUUUAUGAAAUGAUAAGAAUUAUAACCAUAGGUAGCAGGAAAGAAGAGCAAGGUACUCAGAAGCAGGGUGGCAGCUAGGAUCAUGGGUGGGUGUUUCUAGCAGAUAUGCCUUGUUUUCUACCAAGUGAUAUAGAAAUAAGAGGGCCACAGAGCUUAUUAGGACAUUGGAGCAUUGGUAGAAAAUGGAUGCAGAAGUAAGACAUAAUCGUUAGAAGAUGUUGUUAGGUGAUUGUAGCCAUGCUCCAUCUGAGAUUGAAAGAGUCAAAUAUCUAAAGAUGGAGAGAAAUUCAUGUUCUUCCCUACUGUAAUGGAUGUGUGCAUGCUGGGGAUACUGUGGAAUGGACAGGGCAGUUAGAUCAGAAAACGAGGCAUUGGUCCUUGUCACAGUGAUCCUCCAUCAUUGUGUUAUAAGCUUAGGGAACAACAACAUCUCUGGGGUAGUUAUUCACUGAAAAACAACAAUGUCUGAAGACAAUAGGCUCUGAGGACUCAGUCUUGAUGAAAUACCCCUCCUGAAAAUGAGGCUGGGAGAAGUGUUUGUUGUCCUUUUGUUUUGUUCGGAACACUGGCAUAGGUUUCUCAUUGAUUUCCAUUGGAAAUGAGAACAGAGAAACGAGUUCCACUUUCCUUUCUUGUUAACUCCUGCAUUUAAUUUGAACACAAAAUGGGAUAACAUCAAUUCGGAGAAACAAUCUUUGAAAUAAUUUCUCUCCUUAAUAUUUUUAUUGCACGAUGGGAUUUGCAAUGACGCUUCAUAAAUUUAAUCUUCUGAAUGGUUUAUGUACCAAUUACUUUUAAAACUGAGUGAUGUGUUUUAGUAAUUAGUCUGGUAAAAAGCAUUGGUCAUCACUUUAAUCUAAACAAUGGUGAGUUUUCCUUCUUACAUCACAGAAGUGAUUAUAUAAGUAAUAUAUAAAUUUCUCUUGUAUACAUUCGAUUUUGUUUUUAUUUUCCUACUGAUAAUGUAUUUGUAUUUAUAAUUUCUUGCUAUUCUUAAAAAUUUCCUUUAUAUUUUUCCCACUUUAUACCAAUCAAAUCCUAGGAAGUUCCUUUGCCCUUUAGAAUCCUACUACUUCAGGACUGUGUAUUGUUUAGUGCUUCUGUGGCUGAUAUUGACCUGUACACUAUAACUACUGUCAAGGUUUGAGGUUGCAGACUCCCCAAAGUAGGUCAGUUACAAGUAAAGUAUUCAUUAAGAUGUUUUAACCUAGACCAAACACCAAUUAUCUUCACUUUCAAUCAUCCCUCAGUUAACAGCUGUUUUUCUGCAGUUCCUAUUUUUAUUUGAAAACCUAUAUGUCAAAAUGGAAUCUUUUCAGUUUUUAUUGGUAUCAGUGUUUAUAAAGACAAUGUGAUCUUAAAGUAGAAAGAAGUUCCUGUGCUCUGAAAUCUUUUAUGUGUCUUAAAACACUAUUGGCACCUUAUCUUUUAAAUGAAGGGCAUGUUGUCCUACAUCGUGAGAGAAGCAUUCUGAGUUUACUUGUGUCUCAUGUCAUUCUAACUUUGGAGAACUGUCUAUAACUUACUUGGAAUCAUCUCUGCUUUUUACGACUCUGUACCUUCUUCAUUCCGUUUUGUUCCCAUGCCCGUGAAAGUGUCAUCAACACAAGGCAGCACUUGAUAUUACCUUACUGCUGGUGUUCAUCUAAGGAAGCAUCAUUAUGGUAGGCAUGGUUUCUCUGUAGAAAAGGCUCUGACCAAAAUCUAAUGACCUGAGGUUGGCUCCAGAAACCCACUUGGUAGAUUGAAAGAACACACUCCCAGAAACCAGACUCUCACAUCUACACACAAAUUUUGGUGUGCAUGAGGCCACAUACCAAUUAAAUAUACAAGUAUAAAAUGAGCAGUAUUUUAAAACUGUUUCUUCACUCGUGACAUAAAAUUGUCUUUCUACGGUGAACUCAUCCCUGAACUAGAAUACCUCAGGUCAUUUUGAAUGCAUAAAACACUAGAAGACUAGUAACCUUUAGAUUGUUGAAUGAAGUGGUAAAGAAUGUAUCUUCUUUUUUAAAAAUUUUAUUAACAUUUAUCAACUUAUAGGGUGGUUUGAUUAGAUUCAUACAACAAAUAUCUAUAUCUGCUACCAGCCAGGCCCUGCCCUAAAGUUUAAGAAUGAGAUCCAAGCUUCUAAACUGUAAACUCUAAGCAUUCAGGAUUUACUGGGUGGUUGUUCUAGCGUAGAGCCACGUGACUUACAGUUCUCCACUGUAUUUCUCUUUAUUUCCUAUGGCAUUGCUCAGGAAAGCAGCUAUUUAAGUGUCUCAAUACUUUAGCAGGUAUCAUAGUCAUAUUCAAGUAGAAAUGUCUCAUUAGCCUCCUGGUUUUAUUUAAGAUAAUAGAAAUGCAUUAAACAGGCCAUCUCUUUUUUGUUAAAAACCAGACAAAGAUGGGGGAAGCCACAGGUGCUAAGACAGAAGCUUGUCUACCUGAAUCCUGUCAGUUGCCGACUCUGUAAUGAGUCUGAGGGCCACAAUGAGGGUCCAGGGAAGAGUACCAGUCGAAGUUGUUUUUUUUUAAAUGAGCAAAUGCUUAUCUCAUAAUUGUUAGUUGAGGAAUAAUGAGAAAAGGCUAGCUGAAAACAUUAGAAAUUAGUUACUCUUGGAUUUAACAAGGGACACUGUGAAAUUCAGUUUGAGCAGGGCUGUGAAAUGUUUGUGGUCAAAGUCAACCAUAAAUUUCACAUUGUUUGAAGUGGCAUACUGUUUACUUGUAGCAGUCAAGGUUGAUGAUUAAUAGACUUCUUCAAUAUUUGGUUCUCAAGGUAGUCCACUAACAAUGACAGUAUAUGAUAUUUCUUAUAAAUGCAGAAAAAACAUAUAAACAUAUAAACAUAUCUGCCCACGUACUUGUACCAGAUAUGGGGCUACUCAUUUAUACCAUGGUGGAUAAAGUCACUCUUCACCCUUGGUGACCAUAUGGUAGUCCUCAGGACUUAAGAGUGUUACUAUAUCUGACAACAGAGACUUGGAAGAUGUAAUUAAGUCCAGAAUCCUUAGAGGAAAUGUGAUCUUGAUUUAUCUGAACAUGCUUCUGUAAUCACAGGAUUCUAUAAAAUGAAUGAAGGCGCCAGGAAUCUCAAUGUCAGGGCAGAGUCUGGAAAAGACUCCAUCAGCUCCUAUUAGCUUUUAGUGACAAAUGACCUUGGUCUAAGAAACCCGGGAGUCUCUGGGAAUAUAAAAAGUCAAGGGCUCAGUUUUCUCUGUAAUCUGCAGAGGAAUGCAGGCCUCCAGUGCUUUGAUUUCAUCCUAGUAAGACCCAUGCUGGAGUGUGGUCCUUUGUGUGAAGAGGAAAUAAAUGUGGUAUGCUCUAAGCUCCUACAUUUGUCCUGAUUUGUUAUAGUGGUGACGCGGAACUAACAAGUAGUUUGAAUGGUAGUUUGUGCUUAUGAGUUUAUUUCUGAAACAAGUCCUAACAUCGAUCGAUUGUUUUAUUUGGUUCAUGGUUAUGAAGUUUUCAGUCCAAAGUCUUAGAGUUACAAUUCGUUUAGGCCUUUGUGAAGGUGGCUCAUCACAAUGGGAGUUUGUGGAAGGGUACAUUGCUCACACCUCCAGCCAGGAUGCUGAGAGACAGAACGGGCUGUGGUUCCACAGUCUAGUUUGAGCACAAGCUCUUAAUGACCUUAGACCUUCUGAAAGACACUUCCUGUUAAUGUCCAUGACACUUCUGAAUCCUGACACCAGGGCCAUUAAAGUUUUAAUUUAUGGCACUUUGCGAAACAUUGACAUUAGAAAUUCUAUGAGUGUUUUUAUGAUUAUAAAUGUGUGAUGUUAAAAUGAAAGUAUUUUAUGUUCUUUUUUUCUUCCUCAUAUGUGUAUAAUUUAGUCCUUCUGGUUUGAAAAAAUGCUUAAGGGACAAGACUGUUUUACUGUAUGGAGUUUUUAAUUUACUUCAAGGUUUUGAUGACUGAUUGACAGGUAUUCCUCAUUAUCUUGGCAAUUUAUGAAUAUGUUUGGCUGGUCCAAAACUCUCACUUAUCUUGGUAAUUGCAUCUUGCCAGUAUUAAAAGUAUUUGGAACUUGAGACAUAGAUUCACAUUUAGAGAACUCACAAGAGACCAAGAAAGAUAAAGUAGUCUACCGAUUUCCCAGAGGACAAUGGGGAGCAUCCUUGUCGGGUAUAUUGUGGCUUUCCUUUGCCUGCUGCUUUUCAUCACAGGCUCAUGAUUAUCCCUUUGGUUUCUGUGAUCCUAUGAGCCCUGGUUAGUUGAUUCUGUAGACUAUGUUCUUAUGGUGUCCUCACCUCCUCUGGUUUGUAAAUCCUUCCUACCUGUCUUCUUCAGGGUCCUCCUGGCUCAGUCUAGUGUUUGUCUGUGGGUCUCUGCAACUGCUCUUAUAAGUUGCUGGAUGAACAACCUCUCUGAUGACAAUUGGCCUAUGAACUGAUCUAUGAGUAUAACAGAAUAUUACUAGUAACCAUUCCAUUUUUUCCAGCCAUGUUUGGUUCUAUCCAAAGACUCAGGACUAUUUAGUACCUGGUUUUGGGCCUUGCAGGUAGUAUCAGGCAUGGGCUCCCUUCUCUGGCAUAGGCCUGAAGUUGGACCAGUCAUUGGUUGGCCAAUCGCACAAGUCUGCACCGUCAUUGCCCCCGUGCAUCUUGAAGACAGGAUAGAUUAUAGAUAGAAGGUUAUGUGGUUGGGUUGGAUUCAUAGAUCACUGCUUGACUGGCUAUAGAAGAUGGGCGAUUCAGCGCUACAUAUGGUUAACUAUUAGGAAUCUUCACUAUGGUUGCUCUUAUAGUGUCUAGGGAAUUUCCACUGCACUAGGUUUUCAUGUCACCCCUUAAAUACCCCUCAAUUCCAGUUACUUUCCGAGUACUCUCGCCAUCUAUUCCUUCUACCCUUACCUGAUCCCUCUGUUCCCAUUCCCACCAGGACUCUACUCCAUUCAUAAAAUCUAUUUCUCCUUCACAGAGAGAUCCUUGCAUCUUUGCUUGAGCCCUCUUUCAUAUUUAACCUCUCUGGGUCUGUGAAUUAUAUAUAACAUGAUUACCCUCUACUUAACAGGUAAUGCCCAUUUAUCAGUGAGUACACACCAUGUUAGUCUUUCUGGGUGUGGGUUACCUCACUCAGAAUGAUCAGUUUCUAGUCCCAUCAGUUUGUUUGACAAUUUCUAGAUGUCUUUGUUUUUAACAGGUGGGAAAUGCUCCAUCGCAUAAAUUUACUACAUUUUCCUUAUUCAUUAUUUGGUUGAGGAACAUUUAGUUCUUUCCAGUUCCUGGCUAUUAUGAGUAAAGCUGUUAUGGACACCGUUGAGCAAGUGUUUCUAUGGUAGGAUGGAGUAUCCUUUGGGUGCAUUGCUAAGAGUGGUAACUUACUUCAUGCACCAUGGCGUGCUGCAGUACGGAUGAUUCCUGUGUCACCUUUCAUUUUGACAUCAUCCAACCUAUUUCUUAAAAGCAUUCAUUAAACACCCAUUUUUGGGGGGAAAUGUCUUAUUUAAAGAGAAUUAUAAAACUCUAGGCAUUAUGUGACUGCAACACUGCAUAUCAAGCUUACGUCUUACAGACAUGCAAUAUUUGUACAGGUAACUUUCCCCAGUAAGACCUUUUCAUUCAUUAUUGUGGUUAAAUUUCAAAAAUCUCAAUGAAAUUUAAAUAGUUACCACUUUCUCAGUGAGAAAGUUCAAACUUCGUGUGAUUGAAUAAUUUACAAGUGGCAUGUAAAUGAAAACAUCCUUGUUCAAAUUUGGUCUAUUGUUCAAACAAAAUUUCCAUUACUCAACCCGUCUACACUCUAUGAUUGAGAGUCUUGGGCGCAGGGUGUUUCUCUAGUGACUUACCACUGAGUAUUCUAGAAAUCUAGUUCCAAACCUUAGCUAUAUGAUAAGGGUUUAGAAAAGGGCAUGAGGGAGAGAUAGAGGGAAAGAAAGUCAGUGGAAAGAAUGGAAGGAGAGAUAUAGCAAAGGAAGUUUGGAGGCAGAGAAAAUGAUAAUAUGAUGAGGAGGGAGGGAAAGAAGGUUUAUGGAGCUAGUAUUUCAUUCUAGUUUCAUAAAAAUAUCUUCUGUGGAAAAUAAAGAAUUAGUAUAUGCACUUAUGUAUAUACAUAAACAGUUCAUUACUGGAAUGUAUCAUCACAAAUGUGGAUAUUGUCAUGUGUGUAUCUUCAAGGUAUAUAUUUCUAUAAGCAUUUAGAUCCAUUCUUCAGGAUCCAUGGGAAACUGGUCUCAGAUCCUGACAUAUAACAGACCUGUGAAUGGUAAGCCUCUUAUAUGAGAUAUUUUUACAUUUGCAUAUAGCAUUUCUACUUACCCCUGUAUGUUUAGCUUAAAUAUAGAUUACAUAUAAUCCUUACAUUGUGAAUACUUGGUGAAUAAAUGCCGAACUGUUAUUCACAAUAAGGGUAAGGAAGAGAGUCUGUAAAUGUGUGGUACACUGAGUUUUUUUCUGAAUAUUUUCUGCCUAUGUUGGUUGAAUGAAAGAGUGCAUAUUACAUAGAAGCCUGGCAAUAUAGGUUUGAAUGUAUAUACUUAUGGUUGUUAAGUGUGGAUAUAUAAAUUGUUGCCUAGAAUUUGUCAUCUGUUUGUGAUCUCAUCUUUAUAUUUGAGGCAUGUUUGAGAUAACUCCAUAUACAGGGAUUGCAUCCAAUUGCUUUAAUGACCAACUAUCAAAGCAAAUUAAAUCAGAAAAUCCUGCUCCUUUGGAGAUAGCUUAUCUGGUCUUGUGAGGAAUCAGUCACUGGAUGCCUUUGUUUGAAUGAUUUUGUUUAUUCAUUUCUUCUUUCUUUUGCAUAGCGCUUGUAAUGGAGAAGCAGAAAAUUGGCUUUGACAUAAAGGAUCCACUUCCAAAGAAUUACUGGAGACAAGAAAAAAUUUGGACAGAACUGUAGCUUUUAGGAACUAUAAUUUUCUCUCCACAAUACAAUAGCAUGAGAAGCUUAGAGAAUUUUUAUGCACAUGUGAGUUAUUAACUUCAUGAAAAUAACAUUUUGAACAUGGAAAUAUACUUGGACUAGUUCUAAGCUUUCAUUUACCUUUGCUAAGCAAUAAUCCUACUUGAACAUUCCAAAUAUUUGUUUGAAACAUGGUUAAAUAAUGGUUUAAAUUAUUUUGAGCAAAAGAAAGCAUACAAGUAAGGGCUCAGAAGAUGUCUUUAAAGAUGUUGAUUCAAUUUAAGCAUUAAACAUUGCUUUUUAGCUUCAAAUUUUCUCUAAAGUGUAAGUAUUCAAAACACAUUUUGAAGAAAAUGAAAUUUUGUGGAAUUGAUGAGAUCGCCCUGCAAACCCAAGAAGCAAGUCUCCUGCUGUUUAAGAAGAACCUGUGUGUCCGGACCUACGUAGGAGCUUAACUUCCAUCACUUGUAAUUUUCUUUGUCAAGUUUCUCUACCUUUUCAUGUAUUAAGACCCCCAGAGAAAUGCAUUUUAAUCUGUACAGAUGCUCAUCUGAUGGUCAAAAGCAUGACCAUAAUCAGCAUGAAAAAUGCAAGUUCAUUGGAAAAUUAAUCUUCUCAUGCAAAAUAACACAAUGUGUACUUUGGACUAAAACGGGCACAUUGUUGAGGACAAGCAUUUAGCCUCAGUGCAUUUUUUACAACAAAGUUGAAGGGUCUUAGGGUAUGUAUCAAGAGAUCUAAGAAGAUAAUUAUUAUUUGACGUAAACUUUGUGAUAAACCUGUUCAUAUACUUUUAUCUUUCAUUUCCAUCUUCCUGGUGAUGUGUAACGGAUAAUCUACCAUGAGUAUUGUCAAAGUGGUUGAGAACACCUUCUCUUUAUUUCUCAGUGAGAUGUGUGGCAUGGGAUCUUACUACAGCUCUAAAUAAAGCUUGAACCCAGGGAUUUUUAGCUUUUACUAAUCUUAUUCAAGAAUCAGAAGAUAGCAUUAUUUUCAGGUUCUCUAAAUUCUUCCACUGCUCUUUUCUUUUUUUUUUAUUUAUUUUUUUUAUUAACUUGAGUAUUUCUUAUAUACAUUUCGAGUGUUAUUCCCUUUCCCGGUAUCCGGGCAAACAUCCCCUCCCCCCUCCCCUUCCUUAUGGGUGUUCCCCUCCGAACCCUCCCCCCAUUGCCGCCCUCCCCCCACCAGUCUAGUUCACUGGGGGGUUCAGUCUUAGCAGGACCCUUUUCUAAUUGAGGCAUAGGCUGUCGUCAGUGUGCAACUGGAUAUUGAACAGAAAGAAAUUGGCAGUGCAGGGAAGUGGUCAGACUGAGAGGUGGGACCUUGACAUUGGAAAAGGAUCAUAAAAUUAUGUUGGAUUUAACUAGCCAGAAGGAUUUGAUAGAGUUAGAGACAUGAAAACUGAAGUCAAUCACAUGAAAAUAUAUAUUAAUUUGACUAGAGGUAAUCUAUAAAGCAGGUCGUGUAUAAAGAUAAAAUAUAUUCUUCAGUUGCUGAUAUAUUAAUUUACAUAUCCAGUGCAAUGUAAGUAAAUUCAUACAGUGAUUAUUACAUAUCUUUUUUUAAGAAGGCUAAAAUUAUUUUUUACUGCAUCAUUAAAUGACGAGCUUCUCAUCUACUUUUAACGUGUAGCUAAAUGCAGAAUCUUACUUAAGUUUUCCCUCCAGGAGCCUUGAGUGAAGAAGUAGGAGGUUGGAUUUCAUUUCUUCUAUUUUCAUGUACCUUUAGUUGCUUAUCAUGAAUAUUCCUGGUUAUGACUUUAAAAAUACUAACUUUUUGUUUAAAAUGUGAAACCUUUUAUUAACUAGUUUAGCUGAAUACUUUUGCUUCAUUUCUUUCCUUAUAACUUUGAUUUAACAAAAACACGUGAGGAAACCAAUUAGUGCUACCUUAAUUUUAGUUACAGGUAGAGAACUUUAGGCUGUCAGUCAUCUGUUACCAAGUCUAAAAUUAAAAUAAAACCCUUCAUUUCUCACAAAGAAAUAUCCAGGACUAGAAAUUGAGGAAUAUAGUGUCUUGUUUGCUUUGUAUUUCUGAAGCUUUGAGGCCUUUAUUAAAUCAUGUAAUAUUUUCAGAUCUCAUUGUUCAAACAAAUUCAGUCUAAUUGAAUCUCAGAACAACUUUUAUUUGCAUUUCUCUGAUGGUUAGUGAGUUUGAAAAAUUUUUUUAUGUUUAUCAGUCAUAUGCCUGGCAUCCUUAGGGAAUUAUUUGCUCAUUUCAUUAGUCCAUUUGAUGAUUUGGUUGUUCAAUAUUUUGAUAUUUUUUAUUUUUAUUUCUUUAUAUAUUCUAGAUAUUAAUUAUUCAUCUAUCAGAUAUAUAACUAACAUGGAUUUGAUUCCCAUCUACAGACUGUAUUUUCUCUUUAGGGAUUUUCUCUUGUUGUACAUAAGCUUUUUAGUUUCUUGAGGCCCCACAUGACAAUUCUUGGCAUAAUUUCCUAUGGUAACAAAUUCCUUUUCAGAAAGUACUUGCCUAUAUCAGUAUUUUGAAGUGUUUGUCCCUCUUUUUAGUUUUUCAGUUUUAGAGUUCCAGGCCUUAAAUGAAAGUCUUUGAUUUAUUUGGAAUUAAUUUUAAUAGAGUGAAAUAUUUUUAAAUAUUUUAUUUUAAAAUUAAUUUAUUAUUAUACUAAGUUAUUAUCAUUUACAUUAAUUUAAUUUAAUGAAAGAGAUCUAAUUUCUUCUACUUGUGGAUACCCAGUUUUGUAAACAUCACUUAUUGAAAUGGCUCUUUUCUCCAAUCUAUAUUUUUGACAUCAGGUGGCAAUAGCUGAGUGGAUUUAUUUUCAUAACUUUUAUUCUAUUGCAUUGAUCCAUGUCUGUAACACCUCAGUCAGAAUGGAAGUCAAGGUGCUAAUGAUGAACAAGUAUAGCUUCUAUUGGAAACAGCCCCAUAAGAAGAACAACAAUAUCAACCAAACAGACCCCAUCACCCCAGAGCUCUCAGGGACUAAACCACCAUCCCAAGAGUAUACAGGAACCUAUGGAUCCAUCUGAAUAUGUAGCAGAGAAUAGCCUUGUUGGACAUCAAUGAGAGGAGAGGCCUUUGGUCCUGUCAAAGCUCCAUGACCCAGUAUAGGAGAAUGUCAGGGUAGGGAAGUGGGAUUGAGUAAGUGGGUGGGUGGAGCACCCUUAUAGAAGCAGAGGGAGGGGAGAUGGGAUAGUGGGUUUCUGGAGGGGAACCUGGGAAAGGGGCAUAAUAUUUAAAAUGUAAAUAAUAAAAUAUUCAAUAAAAGAAAAAGAAGAAAACAGUAUGGAAGUUCCUAGCAAAAACUGAAAAUAGACUUAUCAUAUGACAAAUCUAUACCAGUUCUUAGCAUUUAUUAAAAAGAGUUCAAGUGAACAUAUCAUAGAGACACAUGUUCAACAAUAUCUGUUGCAGACCUAUGCACAAUUGCUACAUUGUGGAAUGAAUACAGAUGACUAGUAACAAAGGAUGGAUAAAGAAAGUAUAAUAAAUAUUAUCUAUCUAUAUCUAUCUAUCUAUCUAUCUAUCUAUCUAUCUAUCUAUCUAUCUAUCUAUCUGUCUGUCUGUCUACAUAAAAUGAGAAGUCUUAAACCUUAACAAAAAAUGAACUUUGUCAUUUCAGGAAAUUGGACAAGCUGCAAAAAUUAUUUUAAACAGUUUCAGAAAACCAAAUCUUUAAAAUUUCCACUCAAGUGUGUCCUAUUAUAUAUAUAUAUAUAUAAUAUACAUAUAUGAUACAUAUACAUAUAUAUAAUCAUAUAUGUACUUAUCAUGUAAAUGAACAAGAGAAAUUGAGAAACAAAGCAGACUAAUGAGAGGCCAGGAUAUGUGUGUGUGUGUGUGUGUGUGUGUGUGUGUGUGUGUGUGAGAGAGAGAGAGAGAGAGAGAGAGAGAGAGAGAACAGUAGAGUAUAGAGGAAAUAUGCUAAAUAUACCUUUUAUUCUUGCAUGAUAAUGGCCUUAGAUAAAACUUCAUGGCUGGAAAGAAAUGUCUCAGGUCAUCCUUGGCUACCUCUAGAAAGGUUGAAUCCCACCUGUCUUAAAAUAGUCUAGCAAGUAAACAACAACACACCGUUCCCCAAAUCAAAAGAAAACCAAAGGAUAGGCCGAGUAGCAUGUGCAGGAACUCGGCCGGGCUGCAGAAUGUCUUUGGUAAAUAAUAUAGAGAGGAACUGUGUGAGAAAAGUUCCCUCUCAGGAGCCAGCAGACCUUAAUCAUCACCCCUCUCCCAGUGGUUGGGAUUAACAGCAAAGUGUUUUCUAUGUGACCAGUACCAAGCAAUGUGCAAGAGCUAAUGAGAGGUCUUCCCAGAUAGUCUAACCAGUGUCUGCUUAUGAGGCUAGCCUCCGAUGCCUUACCCUGCACACUCACAGGUCAUUUGGCGCCCACCAAACACCAACCCUUCCUUAGGCACUUGCUUCCGUCAUGAUGGUUUCUCCCACUGUGCUAUGCCAUCAGAGGGAGAAAGCAGCCAAGAGUAUAGUUUGCAUUAGUGAUUUUGGUAAGAACCUUAUUUUCUAUUAUGUUUCUAUUGGCUGAUCACUUCAAAAUUGUUUUUGACAGGUGUGAAUGAAAUAGAGAAAAUGAGAGGAAAGAGGGCUAUGUGUCCAGAAGGCCCAUGGAAAUAAACUGGAAAACAUUAAAUACCCACGGGUGUGCUUCUCAGGUGCAGUAUGACAGGAGCGCGGACUUUUGAUUAGUGCAUAUUAGGACAAUAUGACACUCAAGAUUGGUAAAUGACAAUGCCUGGGGGUAAGGAGACCUUAGGUUUUAUUUCUGGCUCUCUGUGGAUCAUCCAACAACCUUAGGCUUGGCAUCAAUCAAGGAAGGAGACUGGAGCAACUGAUCAGAAUGUUCUUUUCCAGCCCUGACUGGAGGCUAAGAUAUCAUCUUAAUUAAAGCCAUAAUCAUAAAAGCCAAAGGGAAAAUUGUGCUCUGGUUGAUCGACCAUGUUUAGCAAAUCUAAGCUUAGUUACUCACGUGUGGAAUGCAAGCUUUAGUUGGCACUGUAUGACAAAACUCUGAGAAUGCAAGCCUGGAUUCCAGGAAGCUCAGGUCCAUACAUAGAUGUACUUAGAUGGUACAGUGUCACAGGAUCAUGUCAUCCUUGAAAUGUGAGCAAAGUGCCAUGGAAUAUAUUGAGAAGGGAAGAAAUAAUGGCUUUUUGCUUGAGGGUUCACUUAGGAAGUGUCAUACUAAUUGGAACUUGAUAUAUGGGUUUGAGUCAGUAAAAAGAAGGGACUGGGGAUUGGUAGCUCAACCAAGGUUAAAUAAAGCAAAUGCCUAAUAUUUAUGAAGCCGAUUGGUUAGUUCCCAACAAUGAAAAAGAGUCAAAGAGGAAGUGGGGUGGGAUGGUAUGAUAACACAAGACCACGAAGUUCCAAUAAAGUAAACUUCUGGGAAACACAGUAUGUUGAUUAUGCCUGUAACAAAUAUUAGGACCAAAUCAAGAUGAGCUUUUGGGGUUGAAGAGAUUUCUCCGUAGUUAGGUGCACUUACUAAUCUUGCAAAGAUCCCUAACAUCUUAGCUCCUACCUAAACAACUUAGAGCAAGCUACAACUCCAACUCUGGAAGACAGGGUAUUCUCUUCUGGUGUGUGUGAAUACCUGUACUGUCCUGCAAGGCAGCCUACUGUAUACACAUAUGCACAUAAUUAAAACAAUCAUUAAAAGCAGGGUCAUUAAGCCAUGUAUUUUUGUUUUUGCUUUUGUCCUAAGUUCUUGGGAAAUAUUGGCCAGAGUGUCGGGAGUUCAAAGCCAGCCUUGCGUAUCUCACAAGUUUAAAACCACCUUGGGGUGGUUGAACCCAGAAACUUCUCUUAGAAAACAAAGCAAACAAAAACCGGCAUUAUAAAUAUGUCUUUCUAGGUUGCUUAGAAUUGUACUGUAUAUGAUAUGUACAGUGGGAUAUAAAGAUAAUUUGGAAGAAGAAUAUUUGACGGUCCUAUAUGAGACAUUACUAGUGAAUUAAAGUUGAUUGGGUUCUGGCGGCAUCAUGAAUGACUCUCAAACAUCAUUGGCUUACAGCAGAUUUAUUCCUUUCUCAGUUAUAAAUCCAGGUGAAGAUUGUAGGUUGAUGUCAAGGUGACACAUGAUUGGACAGUAGAGAGUGGGAUUUGGACAAAGUUUUUGUAAGGUGGGAGAGAGGAGAAAGGAAGGAGAUCAAGAUGGAGUCUAUGGAGGAGGAUGGUUCAGAUGUAGGUGAACUAGAUCGAUUUUAUCUUGUCUAGGUGGGCAGUUUAUAUAUUUAUCAAUUGGCAGUGAACUUAUUAUCUAGAUGAAUUGUGAAGUGAGAAUUUAACUUAUAAAUCUAAUUGCUAAAUUAUAAGUUUGUGGAACUUUGAUUUUACCGGGCUAAAGAGGACAGUGUGUGAAAGAAAUGGCUGAGAGGCAAUUGGAGCAUGCGGAUGUAACUCUGUUGCCUGGUGGAUUGAAAAUGCGCAGGAUCCUCAGAACAAGGUGUGUGUGUGUGUGUGUGUGUGUGUGUGUGUGUGUGUGUGUGUGUGUGUGUGUGUUUGUGUGUGCCAGGCAUGGUAACUACUGCCAAGGGGGACUGCGUGGAGAGAGCGGCUAAAAGGGAGACAGUCAGGAGAGGGCGGCUUGCAGACCGUGUGGCAGAGUAGCCGCCAGAGUGAGCAGAUAUGUCUUGAGGGAACUGAUAGCAAACGAGCAGACCAUCUUUUAAUUUUUACCACAACAAAGACUUAAUAGAAAACUUUGCUCCUCCUUCAUGUGAGUUCAGGCUGCUGCUUCCACUCGACAUGGCAAAUGGUUUAAGGUUUCUACAAGCUUGAGAGUAGAAGAUACUAAUUUCGUUUUUCUUCAUCCUCUCUUGGGGAAAUUUUGUGACUGUGCCUAGAGGGAUUAGGAGACUCCAACCCUAUAGUGUCCUAUAAUUGUCUCAAAGUUAGAAGUAGGCGAGCAUCUCUUUUAACUGUGAUGACAACUUUGGAAGGAGGUGGACGAGAGAAUCUGGGACGACUACAGAGACAUUUCUUGUUAAUGGGUUUACUUUUGCAGCCUAAUCUUCAGUCUUGACAAAGGCUACCCAUCCUUCCUGUCUCUUCUUCCCACAAGUUUUUCCUGACCUUUAGUGGCAAAGUUAGAUGUUCUCAGUGAUGAGGUAGUAGGUGGUCAGUUAUAGGUUCUCCAUAGGGGGAAAAAUCCAUACCCCUGUUGGUAUUCUUGUGAAAUUCCUUUGUAUAACAACAAAAAAAAGAGUCAAACAUCAAGGGAGUCCGUAUUAGACCCCAUACAUAGCAUGACAUCCUCACCAAACAGACAAAACAAAACAAAUAUUGCCGAGGGCACAGAUAUUAGUGUAACAUAGUAAAAUAAUUAGUAUGGGAUGAUUUAACAUAUUAUAAUUUUUGUUUUAAAUAUUGUAUAUGAAAUUACAAGUGUCUCAUUUAAAACUUAAUAAUGGCCACAGUAUCAAGCUUAUACAAAGCUGGAAAAUUCACCAGGAAUGGUAUCACUCCCACCUUCUGCUGGGAUUUUGAUUCUCACUAUCACCUCAUUCCACUUCCUGUUUGUCCUGUUGUGGAGUGGCUUCCCCAAGCUUUGCUGAAUUAUUAAUUUAUUUACUUGUAUUGUCUGUUAGAGUAUAAUUCACCAAAGAAAAGGGCAUAGUUUCAUGGGUUUACUUAGUAUGGCGUUUGCAGCCUAGAAUAAAUCCAGCAGGUGUCAUCUGAGGUAGAUUAAAAAUACAGUUUCAUAAAAUAAGCAGAUCAGUGGUUUUCUUCAUCCCUUUAUGCUUAUUUCUAGGGAACCAAGUCAUUCUGUUUCACAAAGAAAGAGACACUCAUGACAAUUAUGUCUCUGUGAAUCUCACCUUGCACACAUUCUCAGCUAUUAAAAUCAGAAUGUCUUAGCGGCUGGCUUUGUGCCUUUGGGUGAAUGCCAGUUUCUGUGAAAAACAUCUCAGGUUCAAUGUCCAUUCAAGACAUGGAGCGGAGCUUUUGAACAUUCUCUUGUACUUUUGCAGUCUUAUUUUGUGAAUUUAUUAUUGUGUGAAUAACCUAAGUACAACCACUUAAGUUUAUUUUUGUUAAGUCUAUCAGUUGAAGCAUGUUACUGUGGGCAGCCAUUGUGUCCUAUGCCCCAUUUGUGUCCCUUUCAGAUAGUGCAGCAUUGGGUAUAGGUUAGCAACUGAAGAUGUUCGAAAGCUAGAACUGACUGUUUUGCUUUGAACCCACCACCACCCUAAAGAUUCUUAUAUCAUUGUCUAAAGCAUCAAGUAGAUCAUCCGUAUUGUCAUUUUAAUGAGUUAGCUGGAUCUGUGCACUAGCAACACUUUAAUCCUGCUUUGAAAUCAGUAUAUGGAAAUCUCAUUGUCGGCUGGGAUAUUUUAGUUUUAUUAAAACUCAAGAUCCUGACAUUGUUUUACAAAUGUCUUUAUAGGGUACAUUCAGCUGACAGACCAUUUCCAGGACGAUGGCAUAUUCUCUCCUAGAGUAAGAGCAUGUUGUGUAAUAUAUUGCAGACCCUCAAUGUACCUAGAUGAUUAAAAUAGUUACAUAAAUUGUUUACAUGUCAGCUUUCUUUGGCAACCCGAUGUAAUUUGACAAAUGAGACUCCCCAUUGGCAAUUACAUUUCCUUAACAACAUUUGGGUGAAUGUACAUAAAAGGUAAUGAUAGCUUCGACCAGCCCCCUGCCCUGCACUGUGUCACGGCCCCAGAUAAUGAUAGUGUCUGACACUUAUUACUCAAGUCAUAUAUUACUGAAAGCAGAGGUCUCUGCAAAGUCUUUUCCUAACCGUUACUGUCUCAAGCUGGGGAGAGUCAAAGACUUUAUCCCCACCAUUUUCUAUAGGUGUUAUACACGUUUAUGUAAAGUUCCAAAUUUGGUGGAUCUGGAAUUAUUAAGUAGUAAAUAUGGAACACAAUAUUUUCCUUUUCUCACCAGGAUACUGCUGUAGUGGAGUUUCUUGUCGCCUGUCUGAGAACCCCUAUGUCGGCAACAGCCGUGUGUGAUUUACUCAGGAGCAAGUAUAUUGGGCUCAGGGUUAAGGGUCAGGAAGAUGUUUAAAAAUCACUUCCAUAGUUCAUUUUAUCUAAACAAUAAAAAGAAAAACACUGAUUUGCAAUUUCAUCCCCUGUUGAACAUGUUUGGUCUUCAGAAUCUGCCAGGUAGAAUCCAGUUGCACUGUAGCAUUAAGACAUGCUUAUUAACAAGGGAAUCUGGGGCAGAAUGCUCAUCUCUUGGCAGGACAUGCAGGUGUGUAUGUGUGCAUGUGUGCAUAUCUGUACAAGUUUAUGGAUUCCUGAAUGAAGGACACACUGUUUUUUUGUAAUCCUAACACAUGUUAAUAUACUUUCAAUCUGCUGAUUAACCCUCUUCCUUAGGAGUAUGUGUGUACUCAUAAGAUAUUUUCAUUCACCCUCCCACUUCUCAAAUUCACUCCAGUAUUUGUAAAUGUCAGGGUCCAAUUAGGAGUCAGAAACCAUACAGUUACUUAAGACAAAUGUUAUAUAAAAUAAUUAAUUAUAAGAGAAGUAAAAACUGGGACUGGUUUAUAAACAUAAAAUGUCAUAAAGCACAAGUCAUAGUGAUUAUUGGAGAAACUCCUUCCUCCUCUUCCCAGAGCUGAGGUACAUACUUCCCCUUCCAGUGGGUACAGUUGCUGAAAUUUGCUCCUUUUCUUUUAAAAAGUUAUUUUUUAUAUCAUUCUAUUCUUAGGGAGUUUUUAAUUACUUCAAAGACAAUAUAAUAGCCCAUGAAGAGCUAGCCAGCAGCUCAGAGUAGAAGUAGACACUCUCCUUCAGAGUUAUUACUCACACUUAUCUGAACAUGACGUACUUGUCUUUGAGCAGACAUAUCUCUGUGGGCCAUUUCUUCUCAAUACUGGUGUUGAGCAACCGAGGCAGUCAGGUCCUGCGUUUGGACCUGAAGCUGAUGUUGGAAGGAUGAACAGUAGGGAGUCAAGGUUUUCUUGAGGAUUAAGCUCACAGGAACGUAGUUAGGUGUAGGGUUUCUGUGACUUCUGGGUCUGGAUCAAGCUCUGGGCUAAAAUGUUUCCUCUCCUGAGUGUGAGCUUGUUGAUUACUUCAAGAGUGUGGUCAGUGCAGAAUGAAAUUAGUGCUUUAGGGGAUGUCGACCCAGAAACCGGGAAGGGGAAUAACAAUCGAAAUGUAAAUAAGAAAUACUCAAAUUAAUAAAGAUGAAAAAAAAGAAUAUCCAGAAAGACACAGCAACUGAAAAAUAAUACUAUUUUCUUUCUAGAUUACCUUAAAUAAACGCAUUACUUUAUAUUAUUUUUAUACUCUCAAAAUCUAUUGUUUAAUGCUGUAUAGUAAUUUCUUAAAUAAACAUUCUCUAUCCUGGAAUAGAUUAUCAAGGACUUAGAACCUGACCAAAAAUUAAAAAUGGGGUUGGAUUAAAGCAAAAUAAUUAUUUUUCAUGCAUAUUUUUCCAAGAAAUUAUUUUCCAGUUGUAUUAUUGUUACUACAUAUACUUGGAAAAUGGCAAAAAAAUAUUAAAUGAACAGCUUACGGUAAAACUAACCACUAAGCCAAGAUUAUACACUUUUAUAGUAACUUGGACCUAUAAUUUACAUAUGUUUGAAGUUGUGGAUAACUGAAAUGUAUAUAAAGUUAAUUUUUUCUGAGAUCUCUUGUUGAGCAUUAGACUCUGCUUUGCCCCUAAAAUAUUUUCUUAUCAGUAAAUUUCCAUCCAGUAAAAUUGUGAGGUUCUAGGAGGUUCUUUGGUGCAUGGCAAAGAAAAAAACUUGUUUUUGUUGAGAGGCAGUAAUCACCUUGUAAGAAGCCACACGCCUCACUCAUGAGCUAUCGCUUGGCUGAAGAGGGUUGUAUGAAAUGUUGCUACUCAAAUGACUUAUCCCAAUAAGGCCAACUAAUGUGAUCCUUGGUUAGAUUCUAAAGAUCAGUACAUUUUAAACUUGUAAGACUUCAGGUACCAGAAUGAGGCGCUUACUGGUGUUAACAUCCAAGAUUCUUCAUUUUAGAAUAAUGAAAAGAAGGUAAUGAUGGUGGCAUUUGUGAAACAAUAUUUUUAUGGUACCUUUUUUCAUAGACUAUUAUUAUAACUUCUCAGCCUGUGUAAAAUACAGUGUGGUUAACAAUGAGAUUUUUUUUUGGUAUACAUAUUUUACAGUUAAAUCUUUCAGCUCUUUCCACCUUACUGCUUCUUCCACCAAUGAUAUAGAAAUAACUUUUCUCUAUAUCUAAAUCUUAUGACAAAUGUGCUGAGUCUUUCGUAUGUGUGUCUUCUCUCUCUUUCUCUAAAUGUGUUCACAUUCUCUGUAUGCUGGAAAAAGUUAACUAUAGCAUAAAUAUGACUAAUAUUAUCUAGCAAUGGGAGAAGCUUCUGUCAUUUUGAGCAUUCCAUACUAAAAUUUUGCUGUGGUUUGUCAUAUACACAUAAAGUCCAAGCAUGUGAUUUUUAAGAAAUGCUCACUUUAGAAAAUAUAAUAAUCACACAAAUCAUAGCUGAGCAGGCAUCUAAACAAAUUUGUGAUUCUCACAGCAGGUUUUUUGUUUGUUUGUUUUUUUGGUCAUGGACAGAUGUUUUUAUUUAACUUUUAAGUUUUCCCUCAUAAACUUUGUAAUCCACUGUAGGAUCUUAAUAAAUUCAAGAUCUCAUAACCUUCCAUGCAAAGAACCCACAUACUAUGAACAUCCCAUCUUGCUAUGCCUGUGUGACUGUGUUCUACCAUAUAGACCUAGGAAGUACCCUAGUUACUCUGCUCAUUCACUUCUGAGCACACACACAAUGCCAACUAUGUGGCCAACCUGUGAUCGCACACCAACUUGAAGGAAAAUACAAUCUGUAUGCUUUUCCCCCAAGGAACUUACAGUCAGUACAAAGGACAAAAUUUUAAUUUUGCAAAUUGCAAUACUAAGUGGAAAAUAUUAAUGACUACUUAAUAAGAAACAGGAUACCAGUGUUUAAUGUCUGCACUUGGUUUUCAAUUCUCUGGCUGAUCCUGAGUCAUGUACUUAAUAGAUAUUUUUUGUUUCUAUAUUAUAUCACAUCCAUGGUAGGAGAGUGAAUAUUUUUGACAAGAUCCUCUAGGAAGUUUGGAGUAACAAGACCAGGUUUACCUGUAACGCCUUCAUGGAAGAUUUAAAGAUACAGAAUGUAACUAUAAAAUAUGGGCACCACAUUGCCAAGCAUUGUAGUACACACCUUUAAUCCCAGCCUAUUGUACAUGGUAAGUAAGUUGUAGGUCUUUAUACCCAGGGCUCUGAAGAGAGACCCUGUCUCAAAUAUCAAAAACAAACAAACAAACAAACAACAACUAAGAACAUAGCCAUCUCAGGCAGCGACAGGCUGCAUCAUUUGUGAGAGAAAAAUUAAGCUAAAAAUAUUUGUUUCAGAAAGUUUUCCAAAACAUAGUGUAUUAAUGAGCAUCACAUCUCAUUAUGGGCUUAUUCACCAUUAUUAUGAAGUAUUUUUCAAACAUGACUUAAUUUUGUAAUGUGCUAUACAAUAUAUAAAUGUGCUUUUGUUUUUAUAAUGAUUAUAAUGAAAUAAGAGAACUAUUAAUAUGUGAAACAUAUGUUUAAUCGUAAACAGAGUUUUCCCAUUUAGAUGGUCUCUUAAUUAUACUCAGAUUGCAUUUAUUCUGCUUUGUUGGUUACUCAUGCCAGGGAGAAAACUCCUUCGAGUGAACCAUGUAAAGUUUCUAAAACAAAAAAGACUCAGCACAUUUGUCAUAGGAUUUAGAUAUAGCAAAAGGUUAUUUCUAUAUUGUUGGUGGAAGAAGCAGUGAGGGAGAGUUAUUUUAGUCAUUCAUUCAUUAACAUAAUUUAGCUAAUAACCUACUGCUUUAUAUGUGACAGCUUAAAUUCAAAUACUUUUUAAAACUUCGUUUUAAUGUUUAGCGGCCAGUAGAAUUUUCUGCUGCAGGUUUCCUACCAUUGACCAUGAGUUUCCAGGGAAAUACUAAUAUGCCUUGCCUCCAACAAGUUAUAUUCUCUUGUGUAGUACUGAUCAUGUGAUCCAUGAUGCAUAUGUGUGUAUGUGUGUAUACAUGUAUACACACACACACACACACACAUAUAUAUAUAUAUGCAAGUAAGAGCAAAAGUAUUUCUACUAAUGAAUAAUAUGUAGCCUAAUAGGAUUUUGUUGUUGAGAAUUAGUGAUGUAUUAAAAAGCAACAAGAAUGCUAAGUGAAUCCUAUCUAAUAAAGGUGCACACUUCUAUUUUAUUGUAAUAUUACUUAUUUCUUUUCUUGUAAGUGUUAGGAGGAAUACAGCAUAUGACUUUCAAUACAGAGAUGAAGUCUAUAUAUCUCAUGGAGGUUCAAAUUUAAAAGCGAGUGUAAGACAAAUUAGGAAUCUCUCUAACGCUCUCUCUCUCUCUCUCUCUCUCUCUCUCUCUCUGUAUGUGUGUGUGUGUGUGUGUGUGUGUGUAGGUGUGCGUGCGUGUGUGUGUGUGGUAUUAUAUUGAAAUAAGCCGUAGAGUAAAAUAAAACAGAUGAAAGGACAGAAAAGGUGUGGAACAAAGAUCUCAUUUUUAAGACUCUGAAAGCAUCAUUGGAAAGUAGACUAUAGUUAAGGCCUGAGGAAGUUAGACCAUUGUCUAACUAGGGACUAGAGAUGUUCUUAAGUGGGGAACCCUUGCAGAGAAACUUCAGGGGCAUAAUCUAAGAAAAGAGCACACUUGGUUUUCUAUAGGAAUAGUCUGUCUGUAUAAACUACACGCAACAGGUCCCUGGCAGACAAGUAAUGUGGGUGGGAUAAAUACCCUUUCUCUGAAUGGGAUGGGUGGUCGCUAGGAGACAAACACAAGUAUGACAUGCUUUGAGAGCACUUCAACAACACUGCCUGUUGCACUAAUAGUGGACUGAGAGUGGAAGCAGUAAUCAUAUAAGAGUUUUCUUCAAAAGAAAGGCAUAAAUUCUGAGAAGGUAGUAGGAAGUGUUGAGUAGUAAUGAGCUAUACAGUUUGCUGAUUGAUCAGAUGUACAAGAAGGAAGACACGGUUUUGUUUGUUUUGUUUUAAACUGAGCAUUUGGAAGAGGGGUCUUCCCAUUUCCGAGACAGAGGAGAUGUGGAACAGGCUAGAAGGAAAUGGAGAGUUGGAUUUGGUUUUGGUUAUGUCUAAGACUUUCAUUAUUCACCUCUCUGUGUGGAGAUAUCAGUGUAGAGUGGUGAGGGCACAAAGUGAGGAUUAACAUUCAAAAUGUUCUGAAUUUACAAAGUGAUCUCGUCUGGAAGCUGCAUUUAGACAAAGGUAAGCUCUGAUAUAGGCAGAAAGAUGGGAAUCCAGGAGAGUGCGUGGUAUAACUACCUAAGAGGCAUGAGAUCAGUAGAACAUCAUAUUACUGAGGCCAGGGAAAAACAUAUUCAGGAAGGCUGACUUGUACAGCCAAAGUAUAAGCUCUUAUUUUCUAGCUAGUUUGAGAAUAUAGGUGGGAAGAAUUAGAUGUUAAUUUUUAAUAAUAACAUAGUCAAUCUUUUGGAAAAUUCAAGAAAAAAAACCUGUAUAUCAAUAUGAUCUUGCAGAGUUGACAUAUAUUAUAGUAUUGGCUGAUAGAAAAACUCACCACUGCUUACCUAUUUCUAUCAGGUACUGUGACAGACACUGUAGAAGGCAGUGUUUUGCUUACUGGUUUACGUUAGACAUGGGGGAAGCCUAAGUAUUGUUACUGAUGACCAGAAUCACUCCUCAUAAAACAAAUAUUUGUGGUAGGAAAAUCAAUUAAAGAACCAGUGUUGGUACAAGAUGGUGAGUGAUUUGUUUAUGAAUGGGUAAGGAAUUUAGGGUGUCCACAUCAAGCACACAAAAUCUGUUUGUUUAUUUAUUCAAUUAUGUUUUAACUUUUCAUAGGUACUUUGUGAAUUUUAUAUCAUGCAUCCCAAUUCCACUCUUUUCCCUCUCCGCUCAUACCCUUCUUCUACCCUUGCAAUCCCCCCGAAAGAGAGAGAGAGAGAGACAGAGAGAGAGAGAUCUUAUUGUUGAUGCUGUAAUGAGUCACAAGUCACAGUGUGUUCCAAAACAUACUAUUUUGUCCACACUUCUCUGCUUGCAAAUGUUCAUUGCAAUGAGUUAUUGUUCUGACAUAAGGCCUCUGGGUUCUGUUACACUGUCAAUAGUGGAACUUCACUGGGAUCCCUCUCAGAUUCCAUGCUGUUACCCUUUGCAUGAUGAUCUUGUGGUUUUGGCUCUGCAGGAUCAGACUCUUCACAUACUCCAGUAGUUCACUGGUAGGGAGGAUGCUGGGGUGGACCAAUUCACAGCCAUGCAUCUGGGUCCAAAUGGUUUCUUUUUUUUUAAAUUUUUUAUUAGAUAUAUUUCAUUACUUACAUUUCAAAGGUUAUUUCCCUUCCCAGUUUCCUGUCCAUAAGCCCCUAUUCCCUCCUCUCCCCCUCCCCAGUACAGGUAUCCCCCUAUACUUUCCCCUUAUUGUCCCCCAUAUUCCCCUGGACUGGGGGGUCCAACCUUGGCAGGACCAAGGGCUUCCCCUUCCCUGGUGCCCCAACAAUGCUAUUCUCUGCUACAUAUGCAGUUGAAGCCCUGGGUCAGUCCAUGUAUAGUCUUGGGUUGUUUAGUCUCUGGAAGCUCUGGUUGGUUGGCAUUGAUGUUUAUAUGGGAUUGCAAGCUCCUUCAACUCUUUCAAUAUUUGCACUAAUUCCCCCCAAAGUUGUCCUAUUUUCAGUUUGGUUGGCUUUAUGUUUUAAUGCCUGUGAAGACGUUGGGUAUAUCCUAUGAUUUAUGUUAAAUGAGAUAUUUUUAAUGAAAUUGCAUCACACAGAAAUGCUAAGAACUUUUCAGUAAUAAUGUAACAGUUUCAAAAGAAAGACAGUGUGGUGUUAAAGUGAAUCAUACGAUUCUCAGUGUGAGUGCCAGAGAAUUGCACAUUUACUGUGUUAAAUUGCCACAAGUGGCAAUUAUAUUUGAAAAUAACAAAUAAAUUUUAAAAGAGACAUUGUUUUACAGAGAUACAUUUAAAAUUUCUCAAUAGAGAUGUAGGAAAUGAAAAUAUGCCAAAAUAUUUCAGGUAAACUAUAUGUAAAGAAAAAGAAAAAAGAGCAUUAUGUAAACUGAUCAUUGUUUACAGGUCAAAGGGGAGGCUUGAGUUGAAAGAACUUCAGAGGAAGUGUAGUUAAACAUUUUUAUUUUUUCAAAAUCAUUAAGUGUUUAGAUUGGUUGGUUGUGAUGAGACUUAUUAAUUUUAGGUGUUAGGUUUUAUCAUCAGAAAUUACAGUAGAAUAUGAAGACAAAGAUAAACAAGUUAUAUUUACUUUAAAUUGGACAGUUAAAAUGUGAUGAAAUCUAGAGUAAUCAAGGGUUUCUGAGCUGGUCCCACACUCACACCACUGGGGCAAAUGCUCCUUCCCUGUCCUGGCUGGCCCAUCCAAUGCCUCUGCAAAGGAGACCAGAGCCAGCUAUCCUGCUCGCAUGCCCUCAGGGCCAGUUCUGCUGUGCUGCCAAUGCAAGUUACAGGGCCCACUCACCAGAGUGUGGCAGUAGGUUAGGGGCAGGACUAACUCUCCUGCCUGCCAUCAGUGACAAGGAACUAAAAGGGGGAAGUGUAUACCUCCCUUGCCAUGUUGCCUGAUGACAGGCAAGUGACAGGCCACCUUUCCCAAGCUCACGCUCUCCUGGAUGACUCCCAUGCAGCCCGGCUACCAGAGUCAUUUCUACUCUGCUGUUCAAGUGAGGUAAAGGACACGCUCCCCUGAGUGCUGCAGCUGGGGGGGGGCAGAUACAGCCCUCCUGCUCUCAUGACCUCAGGACCAGGUUUCCCACUUGCCAUUGGUGGUGACAUGGGAGCAGGGAGGAGGAUAUCUCUCUCUCUUUUCAUGAAGCCGCCUGAGUGAGUGGCAGGGACAGCUCUCCCACACUCAUACUCUUGGGGCCAUGCUAUCUGCAAUUCCACAGACUCUAAUUUUAAGACCUUACCAAACCUAUCCCAGAGGCAGGCAUCUAACACUGACACCAGAUUUCCCUAUUUCUUAUGAGGAUUUGAUUAUGUUCUUUGCUUCUGAGUUAGGUCUGGGUCUCCAGAUGGGUGUCAGCACUUGUGCUCCAGGCUCGUCUCUAGUUUGGCAGCAGUCACCUUCUCCUCUGCUGACCCAUACUCAGGUUUAUGCUUAGACACCUCCACAUAUAGAGCUUCCUAUGCUGCAUUUUGUAGCUGCUUGAACUGCAGGUUAGCAGUAAGCAGACACAAUUCCUUUAGAGAACUUAAAGCUAGCUAUGAUGAGAACAGCUUCAUUGCUUCUCCAGAAGCAAGUCAUUUCAGUGUUUCACCCACUUACCCAUGAGGACUCUGAAAGGAGGAGUAAACAUCCCCAGGCAGACAGUAACCCUGGUGCCCUGCUGUUUUGGAUCAAAACAUCAAAAUUAACGAAGUUAUGAAGCAUGCCAUUGUUUCCACAGAUUUUAUACUCAAUAGCUCGCAGGUCUUAUGCAAAUGAAUUGGAUGGGAAUUUCCAUAUGUAUUCUUUUAACCUACACAGCAUUUAUUUGCUGUAGAUAAAAUAAAAAAAGCCUACAUACUGUCAAAGCGGUAUAACAAUGAAAGAUUGCCUUUCAUUAUUUCCUUAAAUGAACAGAGCAAAACAAUUUAUUUGCUUCUCUAAAGUAAUAUUUGCCUUUGAAUAUAGGAGCUCACUUACAAGUAUGUCAAUUAACAAACCAAGUUCCUAUGACUUAUUAUUUGCCUACCUCAUGCUAGGCUGUGACAGUAAGAGAAAAGCAACAGCAAUUUGUGAAAGAGUCAUGGCUGGAGUGUACUCAUUGCUGCUGAAUAGAUUAAAGGGCAAACAUUGCAAGGAAGCUGGUUUUGAUGCCCUCAGCCUUCUUGUACAAAGAAGAUGAGAUGGAGUCAGAUUAGUUUGCUGUUGCUGUUGCUGUCGCUGUUGCUGCUGCUGCUGCUUCUGUUGUUGUUGUUGUUGACAAACUAAGGCAAAAAACACUGGAUAGACCUUGUUCUGCAGUGACCGUCAAAAUAUCUGGUUUAGGGUCAAGGAGCUUGACAUUCACUUUGUCAGAUGAGGCCUAUCAAAGAGACAGUUGUGUCUUUGAAUGUCCCUCUUCUCCUUCAGUGGUACACUUGAGAUGGCUGGUUUCACCUUUUUCUUUUGGUAGCUGCUGUUUUUCUUUCUUUUUUAUUGCAUUAUUAUUCAUAAACAGUGUAACUGUUAUGACAGGGAAUCUAGAGGGAAAAAGGAGGGAGCUGAACCUUUUCUUUUUAUAGACAUAUAGUUUUGAAAUGUUUACCAAGAAGUCUGACUUCCUGGUUGUCUGUUUUGAGGAAGAAUUAUUAGUUCAGAAGGAACCUGUAAUUCUUUAACAAUAAUAUUAGGGCUCACAGGGUAGGGGUAGUUGUCAAACAGACAGUAUCCAAGUUUACUGAGUUUAGAGGCCAAGUCAAGAAGAGUAAAUACUGAGUUUAAAUAUUUUGACAUCUCACAGGAACUUUCAUGAAGCUGAAAUGUUUAGUAAAGCUACCUCAGGAAAGGAGUAAGGAUAGAGUAAGGACACUCAAAAGAUAACAGUGGGGAAAAGAAGAUCAGAUCAUAAACUCAAACACCAACGAACAAAAAGAAGGCAUUCAGUGUUAUUUCUUAGGGAUCUAUAGGUUCAAAGAUAUUGAACAUGAAGGAUCUAGGAUCUUAUGUGCAUUCUGUAAUGGCAGCAAAAAUAGGAAUGUUCUGGCAUAUGGUACCCCAUUUUAGUCACAACUCAUUCACACUUUAAAAAUAUGCACAAAUUCAUUGUACAUACAUGUUAAGGUCAAGAAUAUGUGCAAUAUUUCAUAUUACUGGAAGUCUUUCAUGACACUCAUUAGGUAGAUGAUCCUGGUACCAAUGCAGUCUUAUGAUAUCUGUGUGUGAAUAAGAGACAAACUGAGAAAUCAGAGGGAAAACUCUGGUUUCUUUCUUAUUCCACCUCAUUGACUUUCAAGAGCUACUUUCUAGGCAUCUUAUACUGAUUGUCCAGGCUCUGUCCUAGUCUGUGCAAAUAUAUGUGAUCAAAGAGAUCAAGAUGCAUAGUUACAGAUAGUCAAAGCCUUGUCUGCUUAUUACCGUUCAUAUAGAUAUCGUGCUCAUUCAAGAUUUCCAUGGGACACAUGCCCCACUAUGUACAUAGCAGCCUUAUUUAUAAUAGCCAGAAGCUGGAAAGAACCCAGAUGCCCUUCGACAGAGGAAUGGAUACAGAAAAUGUGGUACUUUUGCACAAUGGAGUAUUGUUCAGCUAUUAAAAACAAUGACUUCAUGAAAUUUAUAGGCAAAUGGAUGGAACUAGAAAAUAUCAUCUGGAGUGAGGUAACCCAAUCAAAAAAAAAAAAAGAUUUCCAUGGAACAUUCCUUCCAAUGGUUAGGGUUAGGGUUAGGGUUAGGGUUAGGGUUAGGGUUAGGGUUAGGGUUAGGGUUAGGGUUAGGGUUAGGGUUAGGGUUAGGGUUAUCUCCUCUGUUUGCUGUAAAUCCUAUGCAAAUCACAACACUGUUUUAUCUCUUUUCUAUAAGAUCUACAUAGAAUGUUUGAACAACACAUUAGACUACUUUCCUAGAGACUAAAAUAAAACCAUGGCCCACUGAGACCCCAGCAAUCUCACAGAGAAGAAAAGGACUUAAAAUUAAACUCAAAAUAGUAUACUGUUCAUAAUAGAGUAAUUUAUAUGCAAAACGCCUCAACCAAGUAAAGUUCCAGGAAUCUACUUUGUUAAUGUCUCAUAUUUUUUCAAUCUAUUAGGUUAGGAAGAGAACCUUUGACUUAUCUUAAAAGGUAGAUUAUGCAAAUGAUCAACAAUUUACAUGCCUGUAUUCUUAAAAGCAGUGAUUAUCAUGCCUAUCUACAUGACAGAGUACCUAUAGAAAGCACACUUUCUAGUCCACACAUAUAUGAGUUCAUUGUUUUGUACAUUUUAAACAUUCAAAUUCUUCCAUUGCCAAAAAACCCCAGUGCUAUUAGCUGUGCUUAUCUCUAUAUAUAUUUUUUACAUCGCUGGAGUUCAGUUAUGCAUUAUUAGAGACAAACAAUGCACAACUACUUCCUUAUACUUGUAGAAAGUCUCACCCAUUUAACGUUUCUGGAUUUAAAAAUGUGUUUAAAGAAAAUGUAGUAGACCGAAAAGUGGAGAUCGUGCACCACCGAAAUAUCUGCUCUACCAUUUCUCUAAUUUGGGUCAUGGGGCUCUCAUCUAUUCUGAGGAUGUUUCAGAUUGUUGUAAAUUUUAGCUGCAAAUUUUAUUUUUUUAAAGUGAAAUCUGUGCCAGAUGUCUAAAGAACUAAGAAACACAUAAUCUGAGCAAAAUCAUGUUUUACAUAAGAUAAAUGGAACAGGGUAUAAAGUAACUAAGCCCGUUAUGUCCUUUUUCAUGAUUGAUUUUUAUUGUAUUGAAAUCAAGAUCAGGGUCUGGAGAGAUGGCUCAGUGGUUGAGAGCAAUGUCUGCCCUUCCAGAGAUCCUGAGUUCAAUCCCCAGCAAUAACAUGAUGGCUCGUAGCCAUCUAUCAUGUGAUUUGAAGUUCUCUUCUGGCAUGCAUGUUUACAUGCAGAGAGGAAACUCAUAUAGAUUAAAUAAAUAAAUAAAUAAACAAACAAAUAUGUUUAACAACAAAAUCUAAGUCAAGAUCUACUGUGCUUUAAAGUAGCUGGGUAGAUAGACUAACAGUGAGAAUCCUGUGGAAAUCUGCCUUUUUAUAUGAAGACAAGUGAUCUUUACGAUGCCAAAAAACAAGGUGGUUUGUUUGUUUGUUUGCUUUUAAUCUGAUGCUCUCUCUCUUUUUUUACUCCCACUUACUUUGGCAGAUCCUUUUUAUGAAGCCAGAUUAGCCUCAAAUGCUUUUGCCUCCCUAGGGCUGGGAAUACUGGCAUGUGCCUCCAUACACAGCUAUGACUUUGUCUUUAUAGCAUUAGAUCCAGUCAUAAUCAUUAGAGUUACGGUUAAUCAUAAAGUUGCACAUCUAUAUUGACUUAGGAUGUAAAACUACUAUAAAAUGUAAAUAUGCAAAGUAAAGUGGUCCUGAGAGCACGAUUUGCCAAGACUCCACAGAGCACACCAGGACACGUGCACAGAAACUGACAAGAGAGCCAGAUACUUGCUGCUGCUUCCCACUACAACCAGGGAAACAGCACAGUAGCAACCAGGGGACCUUGCCAAAUUUGAUUUGCUUAUUUGAAUUGACUUGUGAUUUCUCUAUUCUCAACUGGAAAUCUUAGUGGUUGUCUAAAUUGUGAUGGAAACAAAUCUGCUUAUGCUAACUAAAAAUAGAAAUGAUUUUGGCCUGGGAAAGAACACUGCCUCACAGUUCCCAUCCUUUUCCAGGCUGUCUAUGUGUCUGUUCAGGAGCUGUUGCUCCUUGUUUUCUUUCCUAGAUACUGGCAAAAAAAAAUCUUCUCAUUUCCCAAAUUUAAUCACAAACUCAUUUUAGUAAUGCAUACCCAGGACAUAUUUUCUCCUCCUUGCUCUUUAUCCAUUUGGCAUUAUGAGGGCCUAAAAUGUAGAGACAUAAAGUCAAUUUUUUAUCGCUUUCUUCAUCACCUAGCAAUAGACUGAAUAAAUGAAUGGCUUUUCAUGAAAUAGCUCAUUUAUGCUGGUGAGAGGUAGAAGAAUGAGCCCAAUGGAUGAGUAAUUUGAUUGAAUAUGACAUUUAUGUUCUUAAGGAGUUUAAGUUUUUAGUGCAAACCAGUGGAUACCUUUGAAACAAAAGAAUCUGUCUUUCUUUACACCACUGAAAUAUACUCAUAAAUAACACACAUAAGCCUUGCACUGAAACUCUUCAGAGAUAAGUACCAUGGCAUGCAGAGUCAUGCCUUAUGAAUAUAGCUUGUCAUUUGGAGGAAAUUAACUUUAAUGUGGUCAUGAAGAUGACUUUAUAUUAGUUUAUUAUUAUGGAAGGAGGAAUGAAUCAUGUAGACUAUGUGAAUAAUAAUUGCUGAGUUUACAGCUGUGCUUUCCUGGUAUAUCAGAGAGAAACUCUUUAUGGAUGUAUUGAGGUGAAAUCUGAGGGCACGAGCCCAAACUGGUAAUGAGAGGGAAGGCUGUGAGGGCAUGGGAACUUUUGUAUGUCAUCCCAAGUCUGUUAAUGAAGAACUUGGCUAUGAUAUGUAUUUGUCAACAGGAAUGACCUAGUUGCUAAUUUAUGCUUUGCAUUAACUGUUUCAAAUUAAGGUUCCAGCUCAUAUUAAACUUAUAUAACAUGGCAGUGACAAUGGUGGCUUGAUCAAAGUCUCCAGUUUGCUUGACGCUUUAUCUCUUAGAGUUUACAGUUUCUGAUUUACAGUUUUCAAUUUUGAAUUGCCCACUGUUAUAAUUUAGGGAACUAGGCAAAACCCAAAUAAUAUAAAUUAUUGAAAGUUCCCAAAUGCAGAAAUAACCAACCAUUAUCUUUUGAUGUAAAAAAGGCCAAGUACCUUGCCUUGUGUCAGAGAGCCAAUGAAGGUAGAGUUGGGAUAUAGGACUAGAUAAUCUGACCUAGUAGAACUUUAUGUCACUUAACUCUGCUAGGAAAAGGGUUGUGUGUAUGAACACUGGCCUUAGUUCACCGGAUGGUUUAAUCAACUUCUGAAAUCAAGCACUAGUGUUAUGCAAUUGCUUUACGUCAUCAUCUGUACCACGGAGCACAAUGAUUCAAGUCUGAAAACAGACUGAUAUUCACAGAUCUAUUCUCCACACUUCAAAUCAAACAUAGAAGAACAAUUUUCAGCAUUUAGCUGGGGGAAAAUCAGAAAAACAGAACCUAAUUUGAAUUUUCUUUAAUGUUUACAUGCUACAAGUUUCUAUUUGUCUUGGAACUUUGCAUAUUUUCUUUUGAUUUUUUAUUCCCAUGCAUUUUUACUUGGGAAGAUUGGAGGACUCUAUUCACUAUGGAAAAUAUUUUAUGUGGUUUAACUGCAGUUGUCCUCAUGUACAUUUUUUUAGCAUAGAAGAGGAGACUGCCUUUAAUGGAGCCUCAAAGACAAUAAGUUACUUCUCACCUAGGACUGGUAGAAGAAGAAAGUGAUGCUAAGAUAUGUAGAAAGAUAUCAAGUGCCAAGCUAUAUCCUGAUGCAUCUCCUGUUAUGUAAUACACGUUCCUUCUCUUUAUAAGCAGAAGGUCAAACAGGGCCCUCCACCACACCUCACCAUAGAUUCCAGGGUACAUAGGAUAUUGGCAUUCAUUAAUUUGUUCAAUAAAUGUUUAUUGACCUUUUAGGAGAUUGAGCAUCAUUAAACUAAAACAAAACUUGGCUGUGACCUACCACACAUUUUCAUUUGGGUUUUUUUUUUUAAUAACUUUGUUUCCUCAGGUUCAUACCAGGAGAAAGUAUCAGAAUGCUUUUCUCUCCAUAGGCUCUCUAUGGAGCGUCUGUUAGCAACAGCUGAACUAGCAGCAGGCACAUAAUAAAUUUAAAUAGAUUCCUUUAUAUUUCUUUAUGUGCCUCUGUGAUCAAAUGAGUUCGUUCCAGAAUUCCUGGGUGCCUAAUAUAAUUAGGUCUCCCUCUGUCUCUCUUAACUUCUUGGCUUACUCUCUUACAUUACAUCACAGGAAUUGCAUCUUGUAUGUGGUUUUUAGAAUUUCCACUACCAAUGAUUAACAACUCUAGUAACACUACUACUGAAAAGAUUCUUCCUAGCUCAUUAGUUAAGGUAGCUAUUGUGUUUUUAAGUCAGUAUGAUAUCUCUGGAUGUCUUGCUGUUAAAUUUGCUUCUGAGUGUUGUCAGUCUAAGAAUGACUAGCAUCAUGUGCACUAUUGAUUGUCCUCUAACAAAUAGAAAGCUAACAGAAACAAUUGUUGGCCUAACAAAGAAGAGUGAACUAAUGUUGGCAGAGUAAUACUCUAAAUGGGGAUUCAUUAAUGUCUUUUAAAAAUAGAUCUACACAUUAAAUUCAUAACUCAAUUUCCUCAUUCAUCCACUGGUUGUAGUUUUAUUUUAUGAAGUAUGAGUUAUCUCAUGUAUGUUCAUCAGUUAUAAACCAAGUUCUUAGGUGCCCAUGAUUAUAAGACUAUUCAUGUAAGAGUAAAACUUUAUUGACUUGAAAACUAGAAAGAAAUAGUCUAUGUAAUUUCAAAUUAUGCUCACUUUGGAAGGAGAAAUUGGGAGUAUGUAUCUGCAUUCCUACUUAAGAAUUUAGUGUUCUUUAGGUGAAAUAUAUGGUAGCCUUCAUUUACCUAAUAGAUAGCAGUUCUAUAUGGUUUAACCAAAUAAGUGUAUAUACAAAUAGACUGAUAAAUAUUUUAUUUAUAAAACAUGAUUUCUGAAUAUUUUAUAAAUAUUUGAGCUCAUCUCUUUAGGUGCUAGUGUUCUAUAUUAUAUAGAGCAGUGAAACAACUUCAAUUCUUAUUACACACACAUAAAUAUGUGAAGUUGGUGUAUAUCUCAGAAUAUUUAUCUCUGUUUUCAUUUUUUGACUAAUUGUUGACCUGCCCAUUUUCAGAAAGUUCUUCAUAUUACAGUAACCUUUGAUUCAGAAGUGAGGAAGCAAGAAUAUGCCAAGACACUGUGUCAGUGGCCUGUGCACACAGAGGUGUGCUAUGUGUCAGUAGGAUAUAACUUUGGACAAAAGAGAAAAUCUAGAGUCAUUGACAGGGAGUAGGAGCCAUAACUUGUAGUGGGACUCUGAGAGUUAAAGGCUCUAAGUAGGAAUGUAACAGGGUGUCAGUGGGCAGAGAUCAAGGCUUGACAUUAAAAAAUACAGGAGUAAAAUAUCUCCGUAUAUGGGCUAACAUAAAAAUGCCCUAAAUUGUUCAUUCCUGUAAAGAAAAUAAAUGUAAAAUGAACAAUUAUCUCUUGACUCUUUGCGUCACAGUUGAGUUUGUGAUUAAGUAUAGGUAGGUUUGAUUUUUAAGGUGGUAUUUAUAUUGGGGACUAUAGUAUCUUAGGUUUUGGCAUUACCUAAGCAAAUGAUUCCGAUAUUCUUACUGGUCAUAAUAUUUUCUAUUUUAAACCUUUAGACAUUAUAAUUUAACUUUAAUAAUUCUACAGAUUCUAGCUAAUAUGGAUUGUUACUUCUGCUAUAUUUGGAUAACAGAUAGUAAUUAUACUGUCAAUAUUGGCAAAACUAUGUGUGAAAGCUAAGCCAGUGAAGCAGACAACAGACUACAGUACUUUCAUCCUUCAAGUUCAUGUUGCGUUUCUACUGGAUGAAAUAUUUUCCCCAGGGUAACAUGCAACAUGUUUGACUGCAACAGAUUUAUAUUUUGAAACUUAGUAGACAGAGGCCAGGGAGUUUGCUGCAUCUCUGACUCUAGUGAUGACUCUCAGGAAAGCACCUCUAAACAGACAUGAUUAGACUCAAACUAGUGUUUCAGUUGAGCUAGUUUAGGCUGGGACAGUUAUGGGUACAUGAGAGGAAACUAAUAUCCUGACAUACAUCAGAUAGAGGUACAUGAUCUGGGUACUCCAGUGUAAUGGUUUAACUUCAGCAGGGCAGUAGGCAAACUGACAUGGCAGAGGACUUUGCUUCACCAUCUUUACUCAGGUUUAGUUUAAAGUUAUGUCUUAGAAGGUAUUCAUGGAGCUAUGCUGCACUUUUAAUAGUCAUCCGAGGAAGAAGAACAAUGGUUGUAAUUUGGAGAAAAGAAUAUCUGGUCAUUACCCCAGGCUUUCAUUAACAAAGUCAUUUUAGCAGAAAUGAGUCAGGACCAACUUUGGAGUUAAAGAAAUUUGAACGGGUUAGCCACAUUGAACUCAGAACACAGAAGUUCAGUUUAUUUCUUCAUUGCAAUAAAAUAUCCAUCAGAAGCUCUUAUAGUUAACCUCCCUAAUUUUAUGUACUAUCUCUUCCUGUUGGGGCUUUAUAGAAUUAAAUGUUCUUACCCUUUAAUCAGAAAACUAAAGGGUUGUAGGUUUUUCUCAUACAUGAACUGAACUGCAUAGUUAAUAGAUUAGAUUUGUGGUAGCCUACAGAGACGUCUGACCACCACAGCUAAUCAAGAAUGUUUUCUUGGGUCUGGGGAGAUGACUCAGUGCUUAAGAGUACUUGUUGCUCCUUCAGAGGACCUUGGUUUAUUUAUUAGCAUCCAUCUGGUGGCUCACAACCAUUUGUAAUUCUAUUCCAGAGGAUCCCACUUGCUUUUCUGAACUCUAGGUACUGGAUAUGUAUGUGGUACACAUGCAUAAGAACAGACAAACACAUUAAAUGAAAAAAUUAUUUAAAGGGUUAAGAGAAGGACUAAAGGAACUGAAGGGCAUUUUAACCUCUUAGGAAGAACAAUAUAAACUUACUGGAAACCCCAAAACUCCCAGGGACUAAAACACCAACCAAAGAAUGCACAUGGAGGGACCCAUUGCUCCAGCUACAUAUAUAGCAGAGGAUGGCCUUAUCUGGCAUCAAGGAGAGGGGAAGCCCUUGAUCCUGUGGAGGCUUGUUGUCCCAGCAUAGGGGAUGCUAGAGGGGUGAGGUGGGAGUAGAUGGAGGGGAGCACUCUCUUAGGGGAGGGAAACAGAAUGGGGGGUUUGUGGAGGAGAGACCAGGAAGGGGACAACAUUUGAAAUGUAAAUAAAUGAAAUAACCAAUUAAUAAAACUAAAAUGAAAGAAAGAAAAAAGAACAUAGGAUUGGGUAAGGAAGUGGGGGAAGAUAUGAGCAGAGUUGGGGAGGGGAAAUAUAAUCAAAAUAUAUAAAAAUUAAAUAAAAACAAAAAUAGGAAGAAAAAAUUAAAAAAUAAAAAGCUCAUUGUCAGUCUUAAUGCUACCUAUAAAAUAGAUCUCAUUGGAAAGAUAUUUUUCUCAUGGUCAUAUUAGUAAAUGCUGCACAGUAAUUGCUAGUGCCUCUAGUUAGCUAGACCUCCAAUGACUUUAAUGCUGAUUGUAGAGAUAGCAGAGAAAUUCUAUCAAAGUCACUUCAUUCUGCAGUUCUUUUAAUAAAUGUUUGAAUGAAUGUUUGGAUGAAUAAUGUAAGAGCUAAGUGACUUUUUUCCUUCUUCUUGCAAUUAUAGUACCAGAAGCACAAUGAAAAAAAAAUGAAAGCACAUGAUGAAAGUGGCAGAUUUUUUUCAAGAGGAAAGCAAAUUAUUUUUUAUGCGAUAACUUUUUCCAGUUAGUACUUCUGUGAGUGACGUGACUCACCCCUGACAUUUGAACUCCCACACACCUUUUGGAGCAGGUAGGGUUUUCCUGUUUCUCGAGCUUGAUAUAAAGGCAAGAAUCAACCUACAUCUUUAAAACCAAAUAGGAAAUAAUAUAUCCCAUAGCAGAAAUGGUGAAGACACCCAGUGUCCCAGGGUCUGAACACAGAGCAGUGGAAUCGGUGUAGGGGGAUUUUGUUCCACUUUACUGAGGAGGAUGCUGUCUGCUCACCCAUGCUACAAAAGAAUGGUUUAUUAACAGAGAAAGUAGGCAACUUGUUAUAUAAAACUUGGUACCAUAAAAUACAGGAUUGGCACAGAUAACAUUAAGAGCCAUAGGUCAGACUGUCCUUAGCUGCAUUCUCUUUAUCUCAUAGUGAAUGUGCUGAGUGGGUAAGGAAGUUGAAAGGCGUGAAAGAGCUGUCUCUCAGAGCCUAUUUAUCAACAUGUCAAAGGCUACAGGAUUCUAUUCCCAGCUCCCAGUUCCUUCUUAUCUGUGACUGAAAUCCUUCUUCCCGUCCAUCUCCAUGUGUCUCCUUCCUUCAUUCAAUUAUUUCUAAAUUCCUUCCUUUCUCCCUUCCCCAAAUGUCUUCUUCCUUCAUCCAGUCCUUUCUGUUGUUCUCUCCUUCGUCUAAUUUCACUGUCUCAUACUUUUUUACCUUUCUGCGUCAUCUUCCCCCAGUCCCUCCUCUCUCUGUCCUUUCCCUUCUAUAUUUUGCAUUUCUGAUAAGGAUUUUCCAAUAAAGCUACCCUUACACAAAGAACAAGGGAGACUGGCAAGAAGACAAAUACCUGGAAAGACUGUAAAUUAGCCAGUAUGCCCAGGACAGGAGAGAUGGAAAGUUUCCAGUCUACCACCAGGAACAUAGAAAUAUAGUCAUUAUUGAAUAUAACCCACUACUCUUGGGAGAAAGUUUAGAAUUUUCACACUAUUAUCAAAGGGAACUAUUACCUCAAAACUAACAAAAUAUGACAUUAGGUUAUAUUUUUAGAUUAUAAAUUAACUUCAUAUCUCAUUUUUUCUUAGGGGAAAGAAGCUGAUGACUGAGAGACUACUUAUGGCCAAUGCAUCUAGAAACUUCAAAAUUAAGUAAAAUUCCUAGACUCUUUAGUCACAGUGCUCAUUUUCAUUCAGGGGUACAAUUUUUAAGAAUGAGUUAAGCAUGUGAAAUAUAUUAAUUUUGUCAAUGCCCCUAUGGAAUCUAAAAGCUGAUGUAAGCUGGGAAACUCGGGUGAGAUGCCCCAUAAUUGUCCCAUGGGCAAGCAUGUGUGCCAUUUUCUUGAUUUAAGAUUGAUGCGGGGAGGCUCAGCCCAUGUAGAUGGCACAUGUCAAAGGCUACAAGAUUGUAUUCUGAGCUCCCCGUUCCUUCUUAUCAGUUACUGAAAUCCUUCUUCCCUUCCAGACGGUCUUGGGUGGUAUAUAGGUUGAGCAAGACACAAGGAGCCAGGUAGUAAGUAGCACUCCUCCAUGGCUUCUGGUUCAAUCUGUGCCUCGAGUCCAUGCUGUUUUCCCUUGAUGGUGGACGGUUAUGUGGAAGUAUAAAUCAAAAAACUUUUUCUUCCCACAAAUUGCAUAUGGUUAUAAUGUUUUAGCACAGUGAUAAAGAGAAAACUAAGAAACAGGACAAAAAUAUGCAUUCCUAUGUUACCUAUUCCCCUAAAUAAGCAUGAGUCACCCGAAAUGAUAUUGUUUUGAUUUUCAAUAAAAUUUCAGUAGCAUUCAAGAAGAUUCUACCAUGUGCUGACUAUCUUUGGUAUUUAAUUGAUAAAGAAAGGCCUUGCCCAUUAGUGGACUAGUAAUAAAAUAAGUUGCAGUGGAACUUUGACCAAGCAUCUGUAAAAUAGAUGCCUUCUAAUUUCUUACACUUAGGCUUUCCUCAUUUAACUCUCAACAAGAAUCUGGGUUAUGUGUGUUGGGUAGAUACUAUCAGUUGCCUUUACUCACAAGAAAAUGAAAGCUUAGACCACAUGUCUAACUCAAACAAAGCCAUGAGCAGCAGGUAGAAGAGAGCCACAGGAUGCUCAGAUGGUCUCCGUCUGUAGACUUUGUUCUGUGUCCGACACAGAGAGUAAACACUCAGUAAUUUAAUCUUCUCCUGGAUUAUUAGGAGAGAGAAAGAGAGGGAAAGAAGGAGAGAGGAGGAGAGGAGCAGAAGGGGAGAGAGGAAGAGAGAGAGGAGGGAGAGGAGGGAGACAGGGAGACAGAGAAGAAAGAAAAUUACAUUACUUAAUGGCACUGGGGCCAUACAUUCAGAAAUCUACAUGAAGAACUCACUUUCAGAUUCCCUAUAGGCAGAACUCUACUGUGGCAGCUGGAACAAGCAUCAGUGCAGAUGAAUUCUGCUUCAAUAGCAAAGUAAAGAGAGAGACUUUAGACUGCCUCAGGACAAAGACAAUGGGAGAGAGAGCUUGCCUGCAGAGAAGCUCACAUGACAGAACUUGAAGCAAUAUAGAAUCCUUUUGUCCUCAGUUUUAGGCAAAUCUUUAAAGUUCACAAAUGACCAGAAGGUAAGUAUCUCUUUACCAAAGCAGAUUGUAUAAGAUAUUGAAAUUGUGGAUUGCAGCCUGGUGAGAGUAGCCUAGUACAUUUGCACAGAAAAAUACUAUAUGGGACACCAAUAGAUAUUGGAUAACUUAAUCCAAUUCAUCAGAAAGCCGACUUAGUUUGCUCAACUAUACAUUCCUAAAUUCCUUAGGAAUUGUUUCUAGGACACAUAUAUCUGUUGUGGUUUUGAUGGAGUCCACAGCAGGAAAAGGAUAAUUGGAUGGUAUAACCCAAUCAGAAUGUAAUAUGAGUUUGUGGGGUGUGGCUUUAUAGGAGACAGAGAUGUAAGCUAUGAUAUCCAACAGUUCUUCAAAGCAUGAGUCUAAAGAUCAGGAAAGAAAAAAAACCUGACGGGUGCAUUUAAGAUGUGAUACUUAAUUCUGAAUUUAAUAUGAGUAAAUUGUUUGAUCUGUCUAAGCUGUAUUCAUCCUAUCUUUUCUGUGGAAUAAAAAAGUCUUUUGCACAGCUUGUGUGUGUGUGUGUGUGUGUGUGUGUGUGUGUGUGUGUGUGUGUGUGUGUGUGUGUGUGUAGAUCAGUUUAAAAAAUUCAGGACAUUUGUUUGAUGCUGUAUCCUGUCAGUAGAGAUAAAGCAGGUGCCUUUAGCCUUUAGUAUUUUCUUGUCCUGGAGCUUCUUUGGGAGUUAUGUCACAACCCCAUUUGUUUUUCCUCUUUGACUCAAUGCUACACUUCAUCUCAAACAUUUUAAAAGUAGAAACCCUUCAGUUGCGAGAUUCUAUGGGGUACCUUCUCAUCUCCAGCCUGUAGGAGAAGAAGGCAAUCCCAAGUGCUGAUUGCUGGCUUCACCCCACCUUGGCUGCGAGGGAUACAUGAGAGUAGGUCAGCUGCAGAUAGACCCGAAUAUGGAUUUCCAAAUGCACUCUAAAAGGACUUUAGUACAUGCUCUGCAGUGUGAAGUUAACAGUGCCUCUACCAUGCCAGAGAGCGUGCAGUUUGCAGAUUGCAUUAGGACAUUUCCCUUUACAGCACACACUUAAAGAGUGAGCAGCUGCCUUAGGAGGCUUUCCUUUACAGCACACACUGAGUGUCAAUGCUGUCACACGUUUGCCCACUGACUGACUUUCCUGAGGAAGGUCAGAGCCCCACAUCGCUUUGUGAUUCACCACCAUGGCAGGCUCCUGAAUAUUUAAUCCAGCCACUCUAUGAGAAGGAGCCAUGGCAGCAAGUUCCAGGGAAGCCUGUGUAGUAAGAUUGUCUCAGACUGAUUUCAGAACUGCCUCCUUAGAGCACACUCAAGGACAUCCAAAGGUCAGACAGGGUGGGCAGACAUUCUUUUCUGCACUUGGUUAAGGCUGCAUUCGAGAGAGAGGGACCUGAGAUCCAGACAAUUGCAGGCCUUUCUUUUGUCUAUAAUGUAAUAUUUGUCUUUGUGUAAUUCCAACAAGAAAGUGUAUAACUUGGAAGAAUCGUCAGUGUUGUUUCAUCCUGGCAUAGCAUUUUGCCUCCCAAAUUAUGUGUUCUCCUGUACAGUAUAAUUCGAAAGUUGUGUGUGCUGUCAUCAUUGCUGGCUGGCAUUAUAUGGUGGAGGUAAUUAUUAGGUGCUGGAUGGACUGGAAUAUGGACUUCUCUACUGUUUUUGCUUUUAUAUUUUUUUCAAAAAAAAGUUCUGGAAAUUGGUCUGAUGUAUUAGUGAAGUUAUAAAAGCUUCAAUGAAAAAUGACACAAAAGAGAAUUCUUUCUAAAGGAGCUAUAACACGGUGAAGAGGCUGUCACUGAGUAAAUAUAUGUAUUUGCUUACUUAAUGCCAUUGUGUCUAAUAUUUUUAGACGUUUUUGUAGAGUACUUUCUUUUUAUGUGUGUGAGUUUGGCAUCUAUGGCUUGUGUAUGCAGAUAUACAUGCUUGAGACAGGUAAGGUGGUCAUGUAUCCUGCCCUAUCCUGGUCCAACUUAUUCCUUUGAGAUAGGGUCUCUCACUGAACCUGGAGUUAGGCUGGAAGCCAGUAAGCCUGAGAGAUCCCCCUGUCUCUGAACCACACAUCACUGGAUUGUGUGGCUUUCUAUACAGGAAAUGAGAUCCAAACAUAGUCAUAAAGCUUACUUACUUCUCCAGUCUGAAAAAAAAUCCCUUAGCACUGAAGAAUCAAAAGAACUUCUACCUUAGUUCCAUUCUUCUUACCUCUCUGAACAGUUAAAAUAGUUCUUUGAUUUCACAGUUGCUAUUUUGACCACUUUCUACUUUUUUUUUAUUUUAAUUGGUUUUGCAAUCUUCCCUUUCCCUUGAAAAGAGACUGACAUCUGUUUGUUUGUUUGUUUUGGUUUGUUUGUUUUGUUAUAAAUAGUUCCAGGGAGUUCUAUGUAAGUGAAGAAAAUAGUGUGUUGCUAUUUAUAACUGAGAUCAUGUGACCACAGUCUUGCAGGGUACCUUGGUUCUCUUGAGGGACUCUAUUGACAUUCACUCUCAAAGCCGCCUUCUACAAGACUAACAUGGGUUUGACCUUUAGCAUUGACCUUUCUUUUGAAAUUCUCCAGGCUGUACCUUCAUAUCCCGAGAAGCCUAACUCCCACUCUCUGUCUGGUAAAUAGAAGCUUAAUAAAUCUUGUAAAUCAAGUUACCAUUUAUGCAUGUCAAAUGGGGUUUAAGGAGAGGGCAACCAAUAUAUUGUUUUUCUAAGUAUGCUUCUAUUCUUUACCUAGUCAUAUUAUACUCAGAGGUGCACUUUCUCUGAGCUUGCUACCUCACAAGAGAAUGAAGCAGACACCUCCAUGCCCCUUCCUUAAAAAGGAAACAAAGAUAUCCUUGGGAGUUUGUUUUACUUAUAAUUUUCAUUAGGCUGUAACAUACUAACAAUAAUGAAAACUAAUCUUCAAAACAAAUUAAUGGAGUGAGGGAUUGUUGAAUCUUAAGCCUAAUUUUUGUUUCGAAAUCACUAGGCAUUCUAAUCAAAAGGGAAAGGCAGAGUCCCCAAGUCCUGGAGGAUCUUCCAUUUCAAUAGAGUAGGCAGCAUUACAGGAUGGCCAAGGAUGGUCACUUUUUUUGGAGCCAAAUGAACAUCUAAUUGUUCAAAAGCUGCCUAUUGAUCACCUUUGAUGUUAACUGCAAAUGAGGCUUCCUUGACUCCUUGAGGUGUGUUUUGAAGUAGAAGCCUGGUGAUUCAUUCCCAGGGCUACACUUCAGACUCUCAGUCCUGCAGGUGACUUUAGGAGGAAUAUCUGGGGGUUAAAGGGACUUUUAUUGAGUCUUGGUUUUGUGAUCUUCAGUUUACAAUGUAGCUUUUCAUGGACUUUUCAUUCCCUGUGGGCGGCUGCUAUAUGUCACUUUGAUAAUCACAAUUGUAUAUUUUAUAUGAAGUCAGGACAUAAAGAAUUUAAUAAUCUUUCCUAUCUUUAUCAAAAAUUUUCAAGUACAUAUACCUAAGAAUCAGGGGAACUUGGGCAAUUUUAGUAUUUCUAAGAUAUCUGAAAAAGGUAAAAAAAAAAACUUUACAAAAUUAAGGAACAUUGUUUUAAGACUUCCAGUAAUCUCAGUGGUCAAACUUGAGAACAGAUAGCUUCUUAAUCAUAUAGUAAAAUAAAUCUGGGUUAAUGUAAACAGUUUGAUGCAUAAUUCAAGUGAUAAACUAGAGUCCCAAAUUCCUUCUUCCGUAUUGCCCAGCAAAGAAGAAAAACAAACUUUCUCAUGGAGAAAAUAAUUGGUAUGUAUUUAAACAGGAAAUGUUUUAAACUUGUUUUGUGAGAUACCGUUCUUAAGGAGUCAGACCCUCUUUCUUAACAUGUAGAUGUGAACUCAUGGAAAAGAACUCGGCUUUUAUUCUUCUCCCCUUCUUCUGAAAUUUCUCAGACUGAUAAUGAGAUUCUUUUUUUUAAUUGGAUAUUUUAUUUAUUUACAUUUCAAAUGUUAUCCCCUUUUCUGGUUUUCCCUCUGGAACCCUGCUAUCCCAUCCUCACUCCCCUGCUUCUAUGAGGGUGCACUCCUACCCACCCACCAACUCCCACCUCCCAACCCUGGCAUUCCCCUACAUUGGGACAACAAGCCUCCACAGGAUCAAGAGCCUCCCCUCUCACUGAUGCCAGACAAGGCCAUUCUCUGCUAUAUAUGCAGCUGAAGUCAUGGGUCCCUCCAUGUGUACUCUUUGGUUGGUGGUUUAAUCCCUGGGAGCUCUGGGGGGGUCUAGUUGGAUGAUACUGUUGUUCUUCCUAUGGGGUUGCAAACCCCUUCAGCUCUUUCAGUCCUUUCUCUAACUCCUCCACUAAGGGUCCUCUGCUCAGUCCAAUAAUUGGCUGUGAGCAUCCGCCUCUCUAUUUGUCAGGCUUGUCUUCAGGUCCACAAUGUCACCCAUCUUUGGCCUGGGUGUUUUGCUGUAGCAUUUACGUUUGUUGUAAGUAUAAUGAAUGGAGCUUGCAUUCCUUCUCUUCUCUUCUCUUCUCUUCUCUUCUCUUCUCUUCUCUUCUCUUCUCUUCUCUUCUCUUCUCUUCUCUCUCUCUCUCUCUCUCUCUCUCUCCCUCCCUCCCUCCCUUCCCCUCCCUCCCUCCCUCCCUCUCUUUCUUUUUAAACUUGGGUCUCUAUGGCUGCAAAACAUGUCUUGUCCUAGCUCCUAUAGCAGUAACAUGAAGUCAUUAGACUUGACUGGGAGCCCACAGAGUCCCAUGAGGGACACGUUCAUAGUUUCGGUUGUCUGCCUUUCCAAUGCGUGUACAAUCCCGUAGUGCUUUGCCUUCCCUGGGAACACUUGACUGGCUUGCCCCUCCUGAACACAGUAUAAAAAUGUAAAUAAGAAAUACCCAAGUUAAUAAAGAGGGGAAAAAAGAAGCUGAAGAGGCAUUGGACAGGGGGCUUAUGUCCAGGAAACCGGGAAAGGGAAUAACAUUUGAAAUUGAAAUGUAAAUAAAAAAUACCCAAUUAAAAAAAAGAAAGAAAAAAAUAUACUUCAACCUUAUUUUGUAGAAAGUGUUUAAUUCUUCACCCUUGUUUUAGUUACAGUUUCCAUUGCUACAAGGACAUCAUUACCAAGGCAACUUUUACAGAGGCACACAUUUAAUCUGGGCUGGUUUACAAGUUCAGAGGUUCAGUCUAUUUUCAUCAAGGCUGGAAAUUUGGCAGCAUCCAAGCAAGCAAGGAGCUGGAAAAGCUGAGAAUUUGAAAUCAUGGUCCAAAAGCAACCAAGAAAACACUGGUUGGCGUCCACUCAUACAGUGACUCACUUCCUCCAACAAGGCCACACCUCCUAAUAGUGUCACUUCCCAUGGGCCAAUGAUAUUCAAACUACCACAGUCCCUUUAGUUUUAGGCAUUUUGUGGGGUGGGCUGGAAUUUACUAGUUUGUUUUGUUGUGUCUUUGGAAUCUGAAUUUUACCAGGUACUUCUGUGAAUUUAUUUAUAUGUGAAUAUUUGUCUAUGUAUUUUCAUUUUUAAUACUAAGGUGAGACAGAAGCCUCACCUCUUCCAAAAAUAUAGUGAUCUUUGGAUGACAUUAAAUUAUGGCAGAAGUGUUCACAUGUGCUUUAGGUCCUACCCAGAAUACCUUUUAGAAAAAAUCGACCUAGGCACACCAAAGAGGCCCUCCUGCUGGAAGGUGUGGUUUUGACUUGCUUUGUGCUCACAGAGCUGUCACUGAAGUGGAUAUGAGCAGUCACAGUAUGUUGGCUUGCUCUUUAUUCACUGAAGUAGGUGACUAGUGAUGUUUCCGGAAUAAUAAUGGACCUGGCACAGGGACAUUCUUCUCUAAUGGACAGCAGCUCGUUUGGUAUUUUAUCAAGACCCACUUUCAGAGCCCGUGACUUUGCCGCAAGGCUCUGUUCUGUUUCUCCUUGCAGCUCCAUGGUGUGCUAUUUCCACACGGCACAUGUUUAAUUUUGUGACUUGUGACAAUUUGAAAAGCAUAACAAUAUCUGCUCCCACUGAGAUACACAGAAUGCUCCAAGAUGAAUUGAGAGGAACUGAUUUGCAAGGAACACUACACCGUGACAAGAAUCUUCUUGGAAUCUCCUGGGCUCUUCCUUUCUUGAAGAGAAGCCAACAGACCUUGUUUUCCAUUUUAAAGAGUAAUGGGGAGGGAGCAAAGAAAUGCAUUUAUGAUUUGUUUAUUCUUGGAUGUUGCCUUGUCCGACAGAUCAAAUAAGGAAAAAAAUCCUCUAAAUGCUAUUAAAAAUAUAUCUUGAAUUUUCAAUACCCAGACUUUAAAAAUCUCUCACCCCCAAAUUUAUUAAGGUCAGGAGUUACAACAUAGAAGCUUCAUUUUUUUUAUCAUUCUUAUCACAUCAUGAGCUGGUGAGUGUGAUUUGCCUCCAAAUUAAAUUUAGUUGUAACUCUAAUAUGAGGAAUGUUAGUAGUCUCUAUACCACAUGCCCAGAGUGCGGAGGGGAAAAUCCUUAACUUCAUGACCUAUUGUGCAGUUCCCUCACAUUUCUGUGCUAGUUACAGAGGCUUUGGUGAAAUGACUCUGAAACAUUAAGGGCACCAGCUUAUCACUGAUAUUUAAUUUUUAUAUUAUUGUAUCUAGUGGUUUUCUUUAAUCCAAGUCGGCUGAUAAUUUCUUUGUGUUCUAACUCUUGCUUUCAUUUUCUAAUUUUCCAAUAUUUAAAAUUUAUCUAUUUUUCUGUGUGUGUUUUCCUGAGAAUCUGAUUAAGCAAUAUUAUUUUCCUUACAGAUUCUCUAGUCCUGUCUCAUAUAGGCAAUAUGUUGUUGCCAUGUCUAGAGGAAGUCCUGGUUAUACUGCCGAUCUCUGCUGAGAAGUGAAAAGUCAGCUCCAACAGAUGGUCUAUUCUGAGAGUUUCUGCACAGAAUUAUGUGUAGGUUAUUGACUGACUGCCCAGAGAAUAUAAAAUUAUAUAUGCCCAUAAAGAUACUACUGCAUGUAGAUAUUAGAUAGCCACCCCAUCAAAAUGUCAUAACUGAAAUUAGCUUCCACAUCAGAAAUUUCAUCUAAACUACAGUACAGGAUUAGAUGCUGACAUCUGUGUGAAGGACUGCAUAAAUGAAGCUAUACUGAGAGUGAGAGAAUUCGUUUUCUUCAUAGAAGAGCAACCAGGUGGUCAGUCCUGAAAACAUUACACAAGCUGAGCAGGCUGUCCUUAGGAGUACAUAUGUACGUACCUAUAUGCAUAUAAAAACCAGUUAAUGAAAAAGAGAGACCAUGAAUCUGAAAGAGAGCAAGAAGGGAUAUUUGGGAGGUCUUGGAUGGAAGAAAGUAUAUAUGUACUAUAGUUUCAAAAGUAAAAGAGUUAAUAAAACAUUUAGAUUUUCCUAGAAAAUGCUAAAGAAUACAGUUGCCAGGCUGUGAGAAUCCAUUCAGAAUUCUAAGACACAAUCAAUUUGUUUUCUGGAGUAGUUGUAUUAUCUUACAUCCUAUGUAUGAUAUGUAAUUGUAUGAGCCACCAAAUUUAUUUGCAUCCAUCCAACAAUUGUUCUUGUUUCAAUUUUUAUCCUAGAUAUUUUAAUAGAAAUAUUAUAUUUCUUCUACAAUUUUACUUUGCAGUUCAAUCUUAAUAAUACAGAAUAUAUUUUCAUGUGUUUAUCACCUAUAUUUCCUUUUUGAUGAAAAAUCUUUGUAUAGUUUCUGCUCAUAUUUGAAUUGGACUUUGUACAUUUUUGUUACUUGGUUUUGAAGUUCUCAGUAUAUUGUAGAUUCUAAUUUUUGUCAGGGAAAUAUAUAGUAAAUAUUUAAUUUUUCUCUGUAGCUUGUCUUUUAUCUUCUUAUGAAAGUCUUUGAUAGUCGAAGUGUUAAAUUUGAUGUUAUCCAGUUUUCAGUUUCUCCUUUCAGAAGCUCCAUACUUUUAGUCAAGAUUCAGCUUCUUUGCCUAGUUACUAAAGAGUUUCUGCAGAUUUUUGAUUAAAACCCUGUUUUAUUUUAUUGCUUUCAAAAUCAGAAUUUUAUCUGUUAUCCCACGCUGUCCUGGAACUCACUAUUUUGUUCUGGCUGAUCUUGAAUACAGGAUUUUUUUCAUUUUCUCUUCCAGAGUACACCAUGAUGCCUGUUUUCCUGAAACACCCAUAGCUUUCCAGUUUACAAUUGAAGUUUAUGACUAACUGUGAACUCUACUUUUUAUAAAGACAUAGGAACUUCAUCUAGGUCCAUUUUUCAUACAGAUGUGGCCCGCUCUGGUGUAACUUACCCCUACCCUAAUGGAUGAUUUUCAUUCCAUUGAAACUUUUUCAAAAAUCUGUUGUUCCUAAUCAAAUGGCUGUAAUGGUUUUUCUAUUGUAUUGGUAUACAUCUCUCUGUAAGUCCCAUGAGAGGAGAUAUGUAUGUUUUUUUUUAAAGAAACACUCCAUACAAUCAAACAUGUCCAAUUUUAUUUUACAGCAAUUUAUAUUAUACUAAUAUACUUUCAGUAAUAUUCUUUGAUGUGUGUGUGUGUGUGUGUGUGUGUGUGUGUGUGUGUGUGUGUGUGUGUGUGUUUCCUUACUUCUAGGUGCAUAUGGGAAAAGUAACGCCACGUGUGAUUGUGUGAGGCGGUGUUUAGAAGGCAAUUAGAUUUAGAAGGGGACAGUUCAGUCAAUAGUUCUAGUUCUCUUAGAAGACAGAAAUGUGGGCAUUAAAGAUAUAAUCCUAUUACUGAAAACUAGUGUCCCUGUUGAAACAAGUCAAGCUAGAAACUAGAGCUUGCUGUCUUUCCCACAAGUGGAUCCAAUGGUACAUCUUCACUUCACAAAUCAAGAAGAGAGAGGCUUCACCAAGAUUUGCAGAUGUGGGUGCUGAUCCCUCACAUCUAAUAUUAAAAGCAAACUGAAUAAUAUUUAGGCUCUUCUAUAUUUGACAUCUGGAGGUUUUAUAAUAAUAAUGCUACUUUCAUAAAUAUUUAAAAAUGAACAAAUUAAUUAAAAAAAUACUGUUCACUUUCAAGUAAAUUGGAGGUAUUCUAAUUUCAAACAGGUUCAAAAUAAAACCUUUGGUUUUCUCAACUUCAAAAGUGCCCUGAGUUCUUAAACUUAAUGCUUCUUUUUAUUUUUAAAGAUUUGAUUGAUACAUGAGUUCAUAUAUUUUCAGAAUAUGAUAUGUUUAUAAGUAACAUUAGAUCAUCUAGUUAAUAUUCAUUUAUAUGUGAUUCUACUUAUUUAUUUUUUCUACUUACUUAUUUUAUGAGUAUUUUAAAUAAACUUUUAGCAGCUUUGAAAUAUAAGGGUCAAUCUCUUUGGUUAGCAUGCUACAUAAUACAACAGUAACACAUUUCUCAGGUUAACUGCAACUUUGUGCUUUGAUCACAGUUUCUUUUGGUGCUACCCCCAACCCUCAGCCUCUUGUAUUCACUAUUUCACCUUUUGUGUGUUCAAGUCAGAUACACUUAGAUAUGAUGCAAAGACACAAAGCAAUGGUCUUCCUUUUCCUCAUUCAUUAGUAAUAAUAUCCUCCAUUUUCAUCCAUAUUGUCACAGGUGACAAAAUUUCCUUUUGUUUUGAGGUUGAAUUUUUUUUUUUGUAAUUUUAUAUGUGUGAUAUUUUACCUUUCCAAUGCUUGAUGAAUAAGCUGGGCUAACGUGCCUAUGUGGGUAGCAAUCUAUUUGGGAUUUGAAAUUUCAGUUUUUUUUAAUGUAGCCCUGGAUAUGAUUCUGACAAAGAUACAGUACUGAAACACUGUAGGUACUUGUGUACAACAGCAAAAUUUGGCCUUCAUAUUAUGAUUGAAAAUAGAUUAAAGACUAAAAUUAAGACCCAGAACUAAAAUAUUUUUAAAAGAAAUGAAUAAGAAAAAUAGUAGGAGUUUGGUCUAAGUACAAUUUCCUAUACAGGAAUUCAAACCUGGAGAUAACAAAAGCAAAAAAAAUAUAGUAAACUGAAAAUGUUUGGUAAAGCAAGAGAAACAGUUAAGGGACCAGAGAGGAAGUCCACUGAUUGAGGGAAAUAUAUACAGAGACUCUACACCCCAAUGCAAGUAAUUUGUACCGCACAAGAACAAGAAGGCAGUUCAAUUAAAAAUGAGAAACUGUCUUGAAUAAUCAUUUCUUUAAAAGAGUGCACAUGAUCCAACCGACUUGUGAGAAGCUGUCCUGUGUCACUAGUCACCAGGAAAAUGCAAUUUGGAAUCACAUGCUCUAUAUUGCACAAUUGAUGGAAUGGCUAUCAGCAAGUUGAGAGACAAUAAAUAUUGGUGAGGAUGUGGAGGAGAGGGAACACUAUCAGACACUUUAGAAGAAAACGUGUGGAGUUUUCUAAAAACCUGAAAGGCAAACGACCAUGUGCAUUUUAAUUUAUUUGAUAGCAUUUCAACAGCUCAUUGAGUUUGCCCACUAAUUAUUUAAAUCCCAAUUAAGUCACCUUUAAUUCUCUUCCUUUUAUGCCCCCUGUGAAUGUACCAAACCCCAUAGAUUCCGUUUCUUGUAUCUCCAGAGACAAACCACCUUUAAUCUCACCACAGGUCAUAUAUGCCUCCAUCAUGCCUCCCUUGGACCACACCUCCCUCCUCUCAAGUAUUCCUUCUCCUCUAGCUCCAUUGGAGGUCAUCUUUACCCAGCAGACAGAUGACACAGCUUUCCUGUUCAGGGACUGGCUUGAAGCACUGUUGCUAUGGUCUUACACUUGAACACCUCCCAGGAGUCUCUCCUCAGCUAGCAUCCUUGAGCAAACAUAUGGGUCUUGCCUUCUUUUAAGGAUGCUGGCCAUAUGCACACCUUAGCAUCCAUUCAUCAAGCUGUUCUUUCUCAGAAACCCUCAAUAGUUCAUGGUGAUUCCCUCCUCUAUUUUAUACACUAGCUUCCCCCUUUUUACUUAUGUCUUUCCUAUACUGCUACGCUAAUGGAACGGUUGCCAACAUGCAAUAUAUUCUUGUUGAUGAUUUGUUGCUAUCCUCCCAUAACUUCCUGGUUCUGCUGAAGUAUAGGUACCAUAGGAUCAAGUCAUUAGUGUGCCUGCCCCCUGUAUGGAACUCUGUCUGUUCAGCUGCUCAGUAUAAACCCAUUAGAUAAAUGCAUAAAUGUGCUGUGGCUAAUAUCAUCCAUGUGGCAUCAUUUUUCACCCUCCAACUAAAGAAUACCAAAACAUGUGACUACUACUUCAUAGGUAAACCAUCAUUAUUUAAUUGUAUAUAUCAUAUAUAUUAUAUAGCAGCAUAUUUAUCUUUCCUGUGCCAAACAUUAUCAGAGAUGCCAUGUGUGGAAGAAACAUGUGUUAAAAUAUAGUUUUAUUUUAAACAUGUUCAACAGAAUUAAAAAACAAAUCCUCCAACGUAUGCUUCUUCAUUAACCCAGUUCAGUGGGUACAUCAUUAAGACUAUGGAUGUUGGAGGGAAAGUUGUGGAGUGCAUGAGUUUUCACUUACAUGAUUUUAAGCCUGAGAUUUCAAACAUUUUUUGGUUGUACAAGAACAUCACUUCAUGCAUAGCAUUAUUGAAAACUACUACUUCCAAAGAGAACUGCUACAUGUUUCAAAAAUGGGGGUAGAGAGGCUUUUAAAAUAAGGAGUUUGAAUUUCCUUUAUGUACUAAAUAUCGCAUAACAAAAAUUUAUAUUUAUACAGAGCCAGUAAAAACAAAUAAAAGCCCAGGAGUAUUAAUUAGGAAUGUAAGGCAACACAAAGCUUCAAAGAAUUCUGAAGUAAGGACACUUUCAGAGAUGCAAGCAUCUGGUUUUCAGGCAUUUGUAACAAACUGCCUGUGUAGCGCCGCUCUCAGUACUAAAGUGCCUUGUGCAAAUCGCAAGCCCUGGGGAUUGCUCCCCUAACUUAAAUCAGUCUGUAGGAAAUAAGUUGUAUUUGCCUUUUAAGAAGAAGAAGAAACUGAGGCAGUUCCUGCUCUUAGCACAAUGCAGCAAGAUAGCUUUGGGGCUCUUUUGCCUGGGGGCAAAGUAUACAGCUCCACGACUGUGACUUCCAAGUUACCGUGUGUUACUGUGUUUGAAAGCAGAUAAUAGCUUCUGGUUCCGAGAUACCUGAGUCCAGACAGUGCUAAAAUAGUAGCCAGUUUGGGGUAUCAGCUUGCUUUCUACUUCGGAGCCCGCGAGUUGGAAUAUAUCAUUCUGUGGCACAGCACUACUGCUUUAGUCUAGUAAAUCCUCAACUCUGACGAGAGUCAGCCUCUGUCUCGGCUCUCUGAAUAUGACCAUCUCUGUGUAUAGGAACAGUUUGAGUUUUGGCUACAGGCAGUCUCUUUCCAAUCUCUCUUUUAUUAUUUAGACACAUUUUGGACACUCUUCCCCCUCCCCCUGAGAUUCCUCCCCAGCAGGCCUGAUUGUUUAGCAGGAUCUUUUAUUGGUUUGCAAAGGGCUUUAGCCCCAGUGACCUGUCAUCUCUCUGCUCACCUGCUUACAUGCUGAUUCAUUGAUGAGCUGGCAUCGCAAGCCCCGCCUCCCUCGGCAUGGUCCGUGAGGUUGCAAUUGCUUCAGGAGAGAGGAUGCCGAGAUGCACCAUAGCUAGGUUACUACAAGUGUGAGACAGCAUCUUAUCUGUUGCCACAGAAGAACUUGGUGACCGUCCUGAGAGGCAGCGCUUUCUCAGUGCCCUGUUACUCUUGCGUCUGCACUGGCUGCUGUACCUUCUGACUUCUGACUCAGGGACUCACAGCUAAUUCCCCAGGAGUUGUAAGGCAGCCCGAUAUAUAAACUGAGACAGAAGUUUCCCCCCAGAAGCUGCCUUUUUUUUCUUUUUCUUUUUUUUUCCCUUUUCUAUUGGCAAAGACUUCUGACUCUCCUCAGAGGAAUACCUUGUUGCUUAAGAUGAGUGGCUGUAGGAAACGGUGUAAACGUGAAAUAUUGAAAUUUGCCCAGUACCUUCUCAGGCUAUUAACAGGUUCUCUUCAUACAGACAGUGUGGAAGAUGAACUGGAGAUGGCCACUGUCAGGCACCGGCCUGAAGCCCUGGAGCUGCUGGAGGCCCAGAGCAAAUUCACCAAGAAAGAGCUUCAGAUCCUUUACAGAGGAUUUAAGAAUGAAUGCCCCAGUGGUGUUGUUAAUGAAGAAACCUUCAAGGAGAUUUACUCGCAGUUCUUCCCACAGGGAGACUCCACCACAUAUGCACAUUUUCUCUUCAAUGCAUUCGACACGGACCACAAUGGAGCUGUGAGCUUUGAGGAUUUCAUCAAAGGUCUUUCCAUUUUGCUUCGAGGGACAGUACAAGAAAAACUGAACUGGGCAUUUAAUUUGUAUGACAUAAACAAAGAUGGCUACAUCACUAAAGAGGAAAUGCUGGACAUAAUGAAAGCAAUUUACGACAUGAUGGGGAAAUGCACAUACCCUGUCCUCAAGGAAGAUGCUCCCCGACAGCACGUGGAGACAUUUUUCCAGAAGAUGGACAAGAAUAAAGAUGGUGUCGUUACCAUAGACGAGUUCAUUGAAAGUUGCCAAAAAGAUGAAAACAUAAUGCGCUCCAUGCAGCUCUUUGAAAAUGUGAUCUAGACUGUCGGUGCCUUGACCGGAGGCAAAUGUGGACGACUACACACGAGUUGAAGCCACCAUUUCUAGCAUAGAUUGCUCAGCUUUACACUGAGGCAUAUUAUGCAAACAGCUUUGUUUUAAUAUAAAGACCCCCGCGCCCAAAUUUAAGUUUUCCAGUUACAAAUCCGCAUCCACGUCACUGGGGUCCCGAAAUGUGCUCACUUAUUUCAUACUCUGAGAACACUCAAAAGGCACAGAAUCUGGAACAGCUUUGAUCCUCAGCCACGUGUUACGGGGGCUUUUACAGAUGAGUGAUUUUAAAACACCAGUGGGUUUUCCUACUUGUUUGUAUUCAGCCCUGGAUUUUAAGUGGUUUUCUAAAAUAUUUACAUCUGCAUUUAACUUCCAGAAAGCCAAUGACCUUUUCAUUUAACUCAAUUCAUGUAAUACUGAAAAAAGGAACAAAGAUUAUUACAAUUAAAAAAGACCAAAAACACAGUCCCGAUUUCUAUAGCUUCUCCACCUGCUGUUAAAGACAGUCAUGUAUUUGGCUUUUUUUUUUUUUUAAAAAGAACACUUAAAAAAUUAGUUUAUUAUCAGAUGUUAGCAUAUACCUAAUAAAAUUAUUUUAGUAUUUGUUAAUUUUCCAUAUUCAAGCCAAGGCUCUAUAUAAUCCAUGUAACUUUGGACCUGUUCAAUCUUACAUGUAGACUGUUUUGUAUUGUGUUCUGAAGUAGAAGUUCAAAGUGUCAAACAAACCAAGGAUGUUUACAGACUUGCAAAGGGUCCAGAUGUCUGUCCUGCAAUGCCUAGUGACGCUUAUUAACCAGUAACCUGAAGAGCAGUAACUGGCAAUUCUAGCCACCACCCCUCCCCAAGCCCCUUCAUGUUCUCACAGCAUGUUUAUCACACACAAGCCAUUCAGGGACAGAGAAUCCUUGACUGCCCCAAAGCCUACUAGGAAUAAAGAUCAAGCAAAAUCUUCUUUGAAAACACCAGUGAUUCUAUCAUAUUGGAAAUAUACAUAAGAGUGUAUAGAAAACGAAUGUAGACAUUGGACAGUUCAUCCGAAUUGCAUUAUGAUUUAGCACAUCAUGUAGUUCAAAGGAUUCACAUUCCUUUCCGUGAUCUUAAGCCAAAACUGUAGAAUUGCCACAACAGUACUAGAUAUACACACAUUCCCUGUUUCGUGGAAAUCCAAGAACCAAGAGGAUACGGGAGGAGAAAAUUUGCGACUGUCUGCAACAAUAAAUCAGGUAUCUAUUCUGGUGUAGAGAUAGGAUGUUGAGAGCCGCCCUGCUAUCACCAGUGUAGGAAUUAAGAGUAGUACAGUACAUGUACAGAAAUCUGCCAUCGCGUGUUUGUGUAAACUCAAUGUGCACAUUUUGUAUCUCAAAAAGGAAAAAUAAAGCAAAAUAAAGUGUUUAUUACUCUA
Messenger RNA from Rattus norvegicus (Norway rat), 58447 nucleotides. It is a transcript of the gene Kcnip4, whose product is annotated as potassium voltage-gated channel interacting protein 4. Lineage: Eukaryota; Metazoa; Chordata; Mammalia; Rodentia; Muridae. Gene Ontology annotation, cellular component: peroxisome; cytosol; protein-containing complex. The record is from RefSeq and is a predicted model, not a curated record. Gene Ontology annotation, molecular function: calcium ion binding; potassium channel regulator activity.